Podarcis lilfordi (Lilford's wall lizard) is the source of this 60724-nucleotide messenger RNA. Lineage: Eukaryota; Metazoa; Chordata; Lepidosauria; Squamata; Lacertidae. The record is from the annotation of a GenBank genome assembly.
GGUGGGAGAGAGAGAGAGAGAGAAAGUUGCCCCCUGGAAGACUUUGGGGUGGGGUGGGGGUGUCCCCACUUUGGUGCCACUAUGAAGUAGUUGGUUAGAGGUCUGAACAGGAGAUCUGCAGCCACCUUCUCUUCUCUGCCCCAGUUCCCUUUGCUUUGGGGUGUAUGGGAGGGGUCCUGGAUUUGUUUAUUGGGAUUUCCUUUCUUUUUUAAAUGCACUGCUGUAUAUUUUAUGUUCUUCCCCAAACGCCACUCCUCCCCAGCCCUCGCUGUCUGUCUGAACUGGUGACUUCAGUAUGGUGGGAGCGACUCGGCCUCGAGCCGUCUAUAGCUUGACAGAUGUCACCCCUGCCCGGACGAUUUGGGUGUACCGUAAUGGCGACCCCUUCUAUUUGGGAAGGAAGUUUGUGAUAAACCACCGCUACGUGCCUAACUUCGAAGCCUUCAUGAUACAACUCAACGAAGGCGUGGCCACACCCUUUGGGGUGAGGAACAUAUACACACCCCGCCAAGGGCAUUCGGUUAUUGACCUGACCGACAUUGAGCAAGGAGGCAGAUACGUGGUUGCCGGCAGGGAAAGGUUUAGGAAACUGAAGUAAGUAUGAAGAGGUUUGAACGGAGGUGAUCAGGAACAAUUUGGGUGAUGCAGAUCCUGUAGUCUAGUGUAUCAAAAUGCGCAGGAACGUGAGAUUUCUCUUCAAUUGGAAACCGGAGUGGCUUUCCAAGACAUGCAUAUUGUAGAGAAUUUUCAGAUGUUAGUCUUGCAUAUGAAAGGAUUGUCCCUGUAUUUCCUAAAAAGAUAGAAUUGUAGAGCCUGGAAGGGAUCCAAAGGAUCAUUCCUGUGCAAUGCAGGAAUCACAGCUAAGGAAUCUCUGAGGUUGACAGCCCAGCCACAUUCCAUUACCUAGGCUUGACACCUGAGUGUACUACACCAGAAAAAAGUGCCUAUGUUGCAAAAGGUUUUGUCUCCCCCUUACAUCAUGUGGAUGUUGCUACCUUGAUUUGAUUUUGCAAUUCUGGCCUUUCAGAUAGCUUACACUCUUUACAGAGACUGAAUGCAUCCAAACCAUACAUGUAUAAAGGUAAAGGGACCCCUGACCAUUAGGUCCAGUCGUGACCGACUGGGGUUGCGGCGCUCAUCUCGCUUUAUUGGCCGAGGGAGCCGGCGUACAGCUUCUGAGUCAUGUGGCCAGCAUGACUAAGCCGCUUCUGGCGAACCAGAGCAGCGCACGGAAACGCUGUUUACCUUCCUGCUGGAGCGGUACCUAUUUAUCUACUUGCACUUUGACAUGCUUUUGAACUGCUAGGUUGGCAGGAGCAGGGACCGAGCAAUGGGAGCUCACCCCGUUGUGGGGACUCAAACCGCUGACCUUCUGAUUGACAAGUCCUAGGCUCUGUGGUUUAACCCACAGCGCCACCCGCGUCCCUGUGUAGACAUACCCAAAUAAGGACUGGCCUCUUAAUACAGGACUGAGGAACCUGUGGCGCUUCAGAUGUUGCAGGACUGCUACUUCCUUCACUCCUGAUUGUUUGCCAGGCUAGGGCUGAUCAGAGUUGAAUGUAGUCCAAUAACAUCUGAAGGACUCCCUGUUCAUUACUCUUAACGCAAACAACUUCUUUUCCUGCUUUGUGUCUUCUCCCUUUCCAGUGCUCUUUGAUGGUGUUCACUAUUCUGCUCUCCGUUGCCAAUCCUCUUUCCUUCCCUCCUUCAUUCCCUUGGUUACGAGCCCAAAACAAGUCUGCAGACUCUUAUGAUUACUUACUAUUUCACUAAAGGGUGAUUGAGUAAAAACAUCUAAGAUUUCCAACUUAAAUGUGAAUCUCCUGUCUGGAAUACAACAGUAAAAAGCAUUAUACCAACGUGUUCCUGACAUUGUUCUUGCUUGGUGAAUUUAAUGGAGAGAAGUGCAGGCAGAAAUUGGAAUCACUCACAGAUAACAAUUCUUUGAAUACUGAAAUGCAGCUUUCAAGGCCAUUUAUUUUAAUUCUGAGCAGCGGUUUUGAGUAGGCUGUGUUUACAUUCCUCUCUGUGUUGUAAGUGCAAACCCGUUUGAUCAGAUUUUUGUUUGAACCUACUUAUGCCCUCACAAAUGGAGGAUGACUGCUGUUUGCAUUUGUUUAUUAGUGUUUCAGGGCAGAGGAAAUAAAAUCCAUUUCCUUGCUCUUCUCAGAGUUCAAUACAUUUGGAGUAAACAUGGAAUGCAGAGGUUUCACUGUAGGUUACAAGUUUGUAAAGUGCCUAUAAAUUUGUGAACUUGGAUGCCUGUGAAGUGACUCUUCUUAUACAUUUGAAGAAUUGAAAAUGACACCACACCACAGUAGAUUUAAAAUAAACUGAAAGAUCCCAAGCACAUUCUAUUUAUGGGUAUGGUAAAGUACAGUAACUUUACAGCAUCAUUUUUUAUUAUUAUUUAUGCUUACGCAUUUUCUAUGAGGCAGUCAUUUGUGGAAAACUUGAAUGUUUCUAAAACAACAGUCUUGUGGAACCUUAAAGAGUAACAAGUUUAUUAUUUACUUUACUUUAUUUAUUUAUUGAAUUUAUAUACCACUCUAUACUCCCAAGUCUCAGGGCAGUUCACAGAAUAAAAUCAGAAUAUAAAUACCACAAAAUACAUAAUCAAAAUAAAAACAAAACCACCCAGGAACCCUCCCCCUCAACACAUUUCAAAAGGGCAUAAGAUGUCAAAGGAAUGUUUUUGACUGGUGCCUAAAGGUGUAUAAUGAAGGCGCCAGGCAAACUUCCCUGGGGAGAGCAUUCCACAGAUGGGGAGCCACUGCAGAAAAGGCCCAUUCUCGUGUUGCCACCCUCUGGACCUCUUCUGGAGGAGGCACACGAAGAAGGGCCUCAGAAGAUGAUCUCAGGGUCUGGGUAGGUGCAUAUGGAUGGCAUAUAAUGGCAUAAACUUUUGUGGACUUAUCCCUACUUCAUCUAAGUCAGUGAAAGCUUAAACCCUUUCUCUCCUGCUCUGAGACUUCAAAACGAGUUGCUCUUUCAAAGUCAGAUGCCUGUAUCUGGUGGUACAGCAGCCUCUGUUUCUGGUAUUAAUUUGGACUAAGAAGAUUCAGAUAAAUCAAGGUCCUGUAUUCCGUGAGGCCAAAAUGUUUAACUGAAUUUGCAAGCUGUUGAAUAACAUUUUGUUUAUUCUGAUUAUAUUUUUCCUUUUAAGUUAUUUCAGUAUAGGGGCAAAGAAACCUCAAAGAAAGAAGAGGGAUGAGGUGGUGAGUAUUUGAUCAGUGGCGUUUUCAUUUAUUUGGCAGCAAGAAACGUUUGCUCAGUCUUCCUAACACCAACUCAUUUAAAUAGAGAAGUUCAAGGCACCUUUGAAGUUAUGCUAAAGUCAUGCUCAACUUCCAUAAGCCCCAGCCAGCAUUGCCCCAAUGACCAGUGAUUUUUAAAUCCCUGGAGGACCGCAGGUUCCCCACCCUUCCUUUAGACCAGGGAUAGUCAACCUUUUUCGUGGGUGGUGCUGUGGGUUAAACCACAGAGCCUAGGACUUGCCAAUCAGAAGGUCGGCUGUUCAUAUCCCUGCAACGGGGUGAGCUCCCGUUGCUCAGUCCCUGCUCCUGCCAACCUAGCAGUUCGAAAGCAUGUCAAAGUGCAAGUGGAUAAAUAGGUACCGCUCCGGCGGGAAGGUAAACAGCGUUUCCGUGCGCUGCUCUGGUUCGCCAGAAGUGGCUUAGUCAUGCUGGCCACAUGACCCGGAAGCUGUACGCCAGCUCCCUCGGCCAAUAAAGCAAGAUGAGUGCCGCAACCCCAGAGUCGUCUGCGACUGGACCUAAUGGUCAGGGGUCCCUUUACCUUUACCUUUAGUCAACCUUUUUAUACUUACCGCCCACUAAUGCUUUUUUCUUGAUGGUAAAAUUUCCUUACCGCCCACUAGUGCUGCAGUAACAUGUGGUGUAGAACCCCCUACCGCCCACCUGGAAUCCUGAAACGCCCACUAGUGGGCACUAGGGACCAGGUUGACUACUCCUGGUUUAGACUAACCAUGAUUUGCUCGAGUUUAUGCAAAACUGCAAACAGUGGGUAGUUUAAAACUGGAAGCAAAGAAAAGAACCCCUACUCCCUUUCGAUGCUGUUGUUUGCCCAUAGAGAGACCUAUAAGUUUGGCCAUGAAGUAAAUAGAUAGCUGUUUUAGGGAGAUUAUAAUCAGGAAGACAGUAUUGGGGUGGAAAGGCUAACCUCUCUCCUCCCGCAUACCUGUGGUCCCAAUCCAGAUAGUUCACAUGCAUGGAACAUCUGUUUUGCCUUGAAGGGAAGGAACUUCCUCAUUCUGCCUGAUAGUGACUCUCCUUCUGUGACAAACAGCAACUUUCAAAGGUUGCUGAAAAGGCAGUGGUUGUGACACAGUGUGUUACGAAGUGCAAAUCAUAUAUAAAUUGGGACUUUAGAAUCCUGGUAGAUUUCUCCAACUUCUGACCAAGUGUAGCAGCUUAAAUUAUAUCAUUUUACUUAUAUAUACUGCCUGCUUUAAUUAUUAAAUUUUAGAAACAUGUUGCAUCAUACAAUUUGAGUUUCACUGUUUUUGCAGAUUCGACCUGUGGUCCACAGUAAUAUAAAAGUACCUUCCAAAUGGCAAUCAAACUAUAAUAAGCCACUAAAUAUUAGGUAAGUAUAUGGUUAUUGUUGUUGUUGUUUAAAAGUAGUGCAUAUAUUAUUAACAAAUCCUCAGAUGUUAUCAAUGUUCUUCUGAAAUAAAAAAUAACUAUAAAGAUGGCUAGAGUGUUUGACUAGGAUCUGUGUUCAAAUCCUUAGUUAGGCAUGAAGUUAACCAGGUGACCUUUGCCUAGUCAUUGCCUGUGUCCGAAACAUCACCGCUAGGCACGUCCAAAGUCCGCUUCGGGGGCCUAAUUCAGCCAGCCGGCUAGUUUAAUCUGGCCCCUGUGGCAGUUUAUUUCCUGGGGUAAAAUCCUAAAAAAAAAACCUCAACAACUUAAAUCCUCAACAACUUUGGUUGGCCCUCACGGCCCUUCACUUUAUCAAAUCUGGCCCUCUUUGAAAAAAAUUUAGACACCCACUGCGUGGCAUAAACCAUGGCUCGCCAUGCACAAAGACUGGGGACAAAUAAACAACAACCCCCAGCUUAAUGUUACCUAUGAACAGGUGCAGGUAAUCUUGGGCCAUCUAGAUGUCCCUGAGCAAUUCGCAUCAUCCUUGGCUGUUGACCAUGUGCACUGGUCUUAAGGGAGUUGUAGUUCAGUAACAUCCGAGGGCCUGAAGUUUCCCACACUUGCCUCAGAACAAGGGCUGCAAAUGGGCACGACAGUCUUUGCUCCCUUUGUGUGCUAGUGGGAAGGAGCAAAACUAUUGGGCACAUUCAUGGUAAACGAUUAACUGUGGUUUACCAUGGUAUGCAGAUGGGGCUGCUACCUCUCAGCCUAGGAUGGCAUAGGAUUGCUGUGGACAGUGCUUUUUUCCUAGAAACCUAACUCACCAUGAUGUUACAGUAAGUUCUACUCUUUUUAACAACAGCAAAACAGAGGUUCCAGUACUGCGUACCCUUGAGUGUCCCUUAAAAUCAAAGCACUGGUUGUGGGGAGAGAAUCAUGUAUACCGUCCUGGGCUCCUUGGAGAAUGGGUGGGAUAAAAAUACACGGAAUAAAUUACAGAACUUAAGUUUGUCUCCAUGUGAGAGAGGUUUUGCAGAGCAAGCUGCUGUCUUUAGUUCUUUUGUAGGACAAGGAAAGUAAGCAGACUUUCAGCAUUCACAGCAACUAGUAUUUGAACAAUUUGUAUUGCUUAUCUGGAUUGACGAGGAUCAUGUAAAGAAGAUCUAAUUCUCACUUUUUCAGACUUCUGAGUUAUGUAAAGAAAAAUGGCAGGGAUGGGUGUGUUUAAAAGUACUUGAAAAUGAGUUGGGAUAUCCUUGACCAGAAGGACUAACAAUACUUUCUUUAGACUAUUCAUAUUUAUUAUUGGCCCAAUAUAUUUGUAAAUAAAAUUCAUUUUAAUUUAGGGUCCAUGGUUUGUAUCUAUGCCCUGAGAAUUCCACUAGAUGGCCCCAAAUAUCCUCUGCUAGCAACCUCUGUGGCUUGUAGAAUUUUGUUUUAAAUAUAAGCAGCCAAAUAUAAAUAUUUGACUUGAGAGUUAAUCUGAAAUCAAGCUGCAUUUGAGUUUGUUGGUGUCUCUGGUAACGUCUCUCUCUUACAUAAUAGAUGGUGGUUCAUAUUUAUGGAUGGAUGUUCUGUAUUAUUUUGUUAAUACUAUUGCUACAAGUCUCUCAUUGCCUUUUGCUUGAACAAUAAACCUAUUUGUUUCGAGACCAGAAUUGUAUAUCAGAUCAUGGAGGUUGUACCUUGUAAUUUUGGGUACAUAGCUGUGCUGUGGAUGAUAUUUGAAUAUUUAUAAGAUAAAAAUGCACUUGUAACCACACACACACAAUAACAGUUCUUGUAAUGUGAAUUAAAUAUCUGUUGAGGUCCUGUUACUUGUGAUGUUUAGGAACUGUAUUCAACUAAGUUGUUACCUUAAUCAGAGUAGACUCAUUGAAAUUAAUGAACUUAAGUCUGUGCACACAUUAGUGGCUUAAAACACAUCAAGGUUGCUUUCUCUCUGUGUUUUUCAAGUUCAGUUUGCCUGUUGCUGUGCAAAUUAGCAUGGCUUGAUGUGUAUUGAAGCCACGUGCUGUACGCCCACACCAGUAAGUGGAAACUGGGUAGUGAUGUCUUCACCUUAUGAAAUUGCCGAACUGUUUCCCCACACAGUUUCCACCCCUGGAAAUUCAUAAGGAAACCUCAAAUGUACAGACCCAGGUUUCAAUGUGUUCAAGUUGCCUUUAAGGUGGCUUGGGAGAAAGAACACCAAUACACAGUAUUUCGCUAGAAACUACAGGAUAAUUCUGGGCAAAUUUAUGUGUACACGGAUUCAAAAAUGAGUGGUUGUGGCACAAAAGAACCAGAGUAAAAUCAUCAUGUCUGUUAACUUCAGUGGAUUUAGUAAAUAGGAUAAAAUGGGAGAGGCAGGGGCGUUUAUGCUGACUUAAUUUCUUUAGAGGAAAAGGUGGAAUAUAAUUGUGAUAAAUUAUUAGCUUAGAAAAUCAUGCAGCGCUAUUCUUUGGAAUGAAGCAGAGAGCUGUAAUAUCAAAUCCUCAAAUAUACUGCUAACUAGCCAGAUUGUGAUCUUUGCUGCCCCAGAAUGAACCUUCUCAUUUUCUGUCUUAUCUCUCUGCAGCCUUUAGGCCAGGGGGUAACAGGUUAGAAGCAAGUAUGAAAUACUCUAUUAGAAGCCAAAUUAACCAGCUGAAUGGUUAGCAGAAUCUUAAAAGCUUGAGCUUUGCACCUCUCUUAGUUUCUGUCAAGAAAAGCCAGAUUAUGCAUAAAAGACUUCUGGAGCAGGGUCGGCUGUAAUGGGAAUACUGUAGACUGGAAAGAACACCUCUGAGUCAGUCUCUCACCCCAAAAGUAAUGAACCAUAGCACUUGACAGACUUAAAGAGGAGCUUUAUCCAGGUGAUGAUCAACACUGUGCCUGUAAAGAUACAAUUAAAAACCAGGCAGCAUCUAGCACAACAUGUUACUUUUGCUACAACAGCAUAUAAUGAAGUGGUCCACCAAGACCCUCAGCAAUUCUGAAGUGAUCUGUGGGGGAAAGUUUGAGAACCACUGCCAUAAUGUAGUUUUAUUGAUACACUCUGUGAUGCUAAAGCAGGAUGUGAAAGUAGGUUGGGGUCAAGUAUACAGAUCUUUAGCACUGCUUAUAUUAUUGUAGUCAUAGUUAACCCAGCCUUAUAUAUCAGAUGUGUUGUUUAGCUUUUCAUAUGAGAGAGUAGAACUACUACCCCUUUUGUGUUGCCCUUUCGUAGUAACAUGCUUUAAGGAAGUUAACAGCAGUGUUUAAGAAAAAUCCUUUCAGCAAAUCUUGUUGCUGUAUUGUGUGUGUUGGCUCUUCGUUUGAUUACACUAUUACUGUAGGAGGAAUGAUGCCCCACUACACAGACACACUUUAAGCAGGGGAAAAUAGGGAAGUGGAGAUUUGGAAUAGCCAUUCUCCAAAAAUAUAUAGGUACUUCAACUGGCUUAGUGUCUGUCUGUGAUUUAUCCAAACUUUUGCUUCUUUUCAAAGCUUUUGCAGCCCAGUUCCUAAUCAUAUUUACUCAGAAGUAAGUCCCAUUGAUUUCAUUUAUACUUAACUUCCAGGUCAGUAUACUUAAGAUUACAGCUUUAGUCUCAAAGUGGUUCCAUGGAUCUUUGCAGGUGGAGGAAGAGCCAUUUUCUAAUGUGAGCUUCACUGAAGAAAUCAAUUGAUUCUAUUAUCUCUUUAAAAGGAUUGUGGUUUAUUUCCUCUGGGAAUUGUUGAGGACAUCUUUUGUCGGUAUAGGAGAAAGUAAUUGAAUUUUCAAAGGCUGUAUCUUCCUUGGGUUCUCCAACUGAACGUAUUUCACUUUUGUUUCCCCUAUCAUGUCAGAUGGAAAUGGGUGAAAAUAUACAAUACUAUCUGAUGAGUUAAAAUGUUUUCUCAGAGAGGUUGAGAUUUGAAGCUUGUCCCUGAAAUGUAACUAGCUGGAUUCCUAAUGAAACAUAUCCUUAUCAAAGUAAUUUUCUAAAUACAAUAUUUCCCCCCAGAAGUUUCCUUACUUAAAAUAGUUUGUUCAUAUGUCUUUUUGAUAGUGUUUUCACAAACGGAGACAUGUUGAUACCGCCUGUGAAAAUUCUCCUCCCCAAGUUCACGCUGAAAAGUUGGAACGGUGUCCUUGGAUUGAUAAAUGAAAAAGUAUCUUCUCGCUCUGGGGGUAUCCACAGGUAAGCAGUGCUUAUGUGGCUAAUGUCAUGUGUACACAACUUCUGAAGACAGUGGUGGGAGUACACCAGAUGCAGAGUAGAUGGGAUUGUAUACACAGCCUUAGAUUACUUUAAAAGCAGCUGAGUCACAUUCAUAGUGGCUACUGGCUAUUGAAGCAAGACAGCAAGUAUCUAAAUGCCAACUCCUGAGGAGCAACAGCAAGAGAGUUAUAUUGCCCACAUGCCCUACUUGUGGGCUUUCUAUAGUUAUUUGGGUGGCCAGCAUUGGGUCUGCACUGGGCCAGUGUAGUCUUCAUGGGUGUAGCCAAGAUUUGGGGGGGGGGGAAGCCUUUUGUUAGGCAGAGGGUCUUCUCGGUGGUGGCGCCUGCCCUGUGGAAUGCCCUCCCAUCAGAUAUCAAGGAAAUAAACAACUAUCUUGACUUUUAGAAGACAUCUGAAGGCAGCCCUGUUUAGGGAUUUUUUUAAUGUUUAUUCUGUUUUUAAUCAGUUGGGAGCUGAUUAUUGAGGGCAGGACUCUUGUUUGGGACGGGGCAGAACCUCAGUUAUGUAUUUUUAUUUAUUUGUAUUGAUUCAGGAGGAGCAGCUGCCUUUACCUGCCUCCCCCUUGGCUACGCCCUGGUAGUCUUUGAAAAUUGCUUCAGAAAAAUGGAACCGAUUUUCUUGGUUUUUCCAAAGUUAUAAUUAAACAAGCUGCUAGUGGAGCUGAUAAUUAUGCACACUGGAGGGACUGUAUUCUGUUGAUAGGUAUAAUAUACUUACUUUUUCAAUAUUCAUUUCUUACAGACUGUUUACAUUAAAUGGCCAGUCUGUACAUGGGUCUGAUGAGCUAGAACAUAACCAUUUCUACGUUGCAUGCGGCAAAGAAAAAUUUCAGCCUUUGCCGUACUGGCAGCAUCCUAGAGUUCCAGAAGAUAUUCGGCGGUGAGCAGAAUAUUAAUAAUUUAACUUAAUUGAUGUUACAUUGCUGGGAUGUUAAAAACUGACAUUAUACCUCCUGUCACCCCCCAAACCCCGCCCCCCCCUUUGCUGGGUUUAGUAUAAGUAUUUUGCUAAUUUGGAUUUCAGCCCUUUUAGUAGAAGUUAGUGUUGCUAAAUUGUUGCUAAAUUGUUCCAAAUUCUAUUGAAAUCUGUAAACAUUAAGCACCUGAGUCCUGUGAAACCAUCUUAGAAUGUUGCUUUCUUUAUUGUAGGGAGUUUUUAGGGACAGGACGAACUCUUGUUUUCUUAGGCAUUCGAUAGAUUCACUUUCAUAUUCAUGUCACUUGGGAUUUAAGUGCUAAACAUUUUUUGGGGUUUCUUUUAAUGGGAAAGGGCAAACGCUACAGGACAAGUGACUUCAUAAUAGUUGAGAAGCACAGGAAAUAUGAAAUGGUUUGGAAAGGUUUACAUAUAUUAAAAGCAGCAGCUUGAGCCCACAGCAAUCUCAUUGCCUCAAAUGAUUGGUUCAUAGCACUUCUAUUUUGCACCAGUGGUAUUUAUUUAUUUAUUUUAUUUUUAUUAAUUUUCCAUUUCCAUUUCAUAACAUUUAAAUACAUCCUUGUUAUUCACAUAUGUUUUUACUCAUAUGAGCUAAUCGACUUCCCUCCCUCCCGUCUAAUGGUUUCCCUAAUUCCCUAACUGUUGUUAAUUGUUUACAAAUUUCCUUCAAAUAUUGUACAAAUUUACUCCAAUCUUUUUGGAAGGCUUGUUCAUGCUGGUUUUGGAUUUUCCCGGUCAGUUCCGCCAGUUCUGCGUAUUUCACCAUCUUUAUCUGCCCCUCUUCUAUUGUUGGUAAUUCCUGCUGCUUUCAUUUUUGGGCUAAAAGAAUCCUUGUUGCCAUUGUUGCAUACAUAAAUAAUUUCUGAUCUUUUUUGGGGGGAUUUCUUUACCUACUAUACCCAAUAAAAAUGCUUCUGGUUUUUUUUUUAAACAAAUGUACUUUAGUAAAUUUUCUUUAACUCAUUAUAUAUCAUUUCCCAGUAAGUUUUACUUUACUGCAUGUCCACCAGAUAUGAUAGAAAUUUCCAUCCAUUUCUUUACAUUUCCUUAUUUCUAGUCUUAUACAUUUUAGCAAGUUUAGUUGGUGUUAUAUACCAUCUAUACAUCAUUAUCAUAACCUUUUCUUUUAAAGCACUACAGGCAAUAAAUUGAAUUCCUUCGUUCCAUAACUUUCCCCAUGACUCUAACUGAAUAUUAUAACCAAAAUCCUUAGCCCAUUUAUGGAUAUGUUUACAUUUCAUGCUAAACCAUGUCUUAGGACUGCACACUCUGGUUGGGCUUCUGCCCUACCCCUGCCUUUCCUGCACUUCUUGCAUCCACCCGUAAAAAAACACACACACGAAUCCAGCCACUGUAGUCUGUUAAGGAUUUAUGGGAAUUGUAACUGUGAAGAGAAAACUACAAUGCCCAGAAUUCUUUGAGAGAGAAUGUGCUUUGAAUGUGCUUUAAAGGCAUAGUGUGUACACACUCCUAGUAGGAGCACUUUGGCAGCUUUGGGUGCAUUUAAAUUUAGUCAUUGCAUUCAAACCCAGGAUCGUGGUUUUACCACUAAGCUCUGUGGUUUACCACUAACCUCUGUGGUUCUGAAGCUGGCUUGUUCUUACAGAGAACUUACAUUUUACUAUUUAUAUCAGGCUUCCUCAACCUUGGCCUCCAGAUGUUUUGAGACUACAAUUCCUAUCAUCCCUGACCACUGGUCCUGCUAGCUAGGGAUCAUGGGAGUUGUAGGCCAAAAACAUCUGGAGGGCCGAGGCUGAGGAAGCCUGAUUUAUAUCAUAGAGGUGAUAGAUCCUGCAUGAUAGUAAAAUCGAUGAGGAGUAAAUUAUAGAUCUACUUCAGUGCAAAUCUUCAAUGAAUAAAGUGCAUCAUGGUUUGAUUCCUCCCCCUUUUUAUUUUUGCGGGAAGAAGUUUUUAAACUGUUAAAAGUUUUUAAACUGAGCAUAGUUAGUGGAAACCACUAACUACCAUCAAAGUAACAGGGUAGGGGGUGCAAAACAAACCCAGAAAACUAGAGGGAACUUGAUCUUGCAGACAGCGCAGCACAAGAGAUACUACUUUGUGAAAGAAUUGGAGAACGUUGGAUUCAUUUCAGUGGAUUUGUCUACUAGCCAGCAGCUGUUAGGAUCUCUUCUUCUCUGUUUUCUUUUCAGUGCUACCCUCCUUUUUUCCCCUUUGUGGAAGAAUCAAGCAGUGAGUCUGAGCCAUUGCGGCUGCUCCUCCCCCCUUUUCAGAGCUUUUGCUCUGACAGGACACAGAAAGGGAGCAGGAUGUGUUGAAAGCAUAGCACAACUCUUGUGUUCACUGCUCUGGCCUGGCCGCCUCUCUGAGUGAACUUGCUUGAGGAACAUAGGAUUCACAGAACAGUUGGAAAGGGGAUCCCAAGGGUUGUUGAGUCCAACUCGCUGCAGUGCAGUAAUCUCAACUAAAGCAUCCAUAACACAUGACCAUUCAGCCUCUGCUUAUGAAAGUACCACCUAAGUCAGGCAUCCCCAAACUUGGCCCUCUAGAUGUUUUGGGACUACAAUUCCAGUUCCACCACUGGUCCUGUUAGCUAGGGAUGGUGGGAGUUGUAGUCCCAAAAAAGCUGGAGGGCCGAGUGUGGGGAUGCCUGACCUAAGUCAACAGAAAUGUGCAAGAGAUUUGUAGGCUUCUUUCAACCUGGCCAGCAUCCUUUGCAGGCACACUGAAGGCAUGUUCUAGAAGCCUCUAUGCCAUAGUGUCUAUAGUGUUGCGCCCUGCAGAGCCAGAGGGCUCACAGGAGUUUGAUUUUGCAGAAGAACCAAGGAAAAAGUCUAAAACGCCAGAGUGACCACUUCUGGUGCUUUUAUUGAAGAGCACCUGUGGGACGGACUCCACAGCAAGAGAUGGCUUAGUCUAGAGAUGGACUGUCCGCACCCAAGCUAAGAUGCAUACAUUCAUUAUACAAUGGAAUAGCAUUUGUCACACGGGAAAACAGGUGGCAAAUGCCCAAACAUUGCCAAUGUUUCUCCUCUCUGUGCCCAACCUCCCAGGCCCACAGAUAAGGGUACCAUCCAAGCAGGCCAAUUAGUGGAGAUCAAAGCAAGCUGUGUAUGAGCUCCAUGCUACAGCUUUCUACCAAUUAAGGAUGGGGUCAUCUUGAGUACCAACAUGGCGUAAGCGGAGCACCUGGAACAGUCCACCUUUGGUUCAGCACAUGUAGAUGGCACCUGGUGGGAGCUCUUCUUUGCUCUUUUGCCCCUGAGCAACUGUUAUCUAGCCAUGUUGACUUGAAUUACCGUAGUUCAGAUGGCCAAGUAUUUUCCCAUUGUUUUUAUUCCAUCCCACAGUAAUGUUUGUUAUCUCACCACAGUUUACUUUCUGUGUCUGAAGCUGGUUUUGAAGUGAUUAGGCAUCCUUGCAUCAUAUGUCAAUAACUCUCCCACAAUGUUGGGAGAGUUUUCUUGGUCUGUGGUUCAGGUUUCCCCCCCAGCUUUCAUACUGAUCCAAUUAGGCUUGUGUAAAAUAAAACAGAUAUUCUUAGUGUUUGUUCCCCAACCUAAAUGCCUUCAUCUCUUUGCUUAUGAGGUUAUGGUUGAGGGCAGCUCGUUUUCAGGAAACACUUGUCAUAGAGCAUUCUUUAAUGUAUUUCCAUUUGCUCUGAUUUAGCUCAAGAGCUAAAUCCUGAAGGUCCAUUCCUGAAGGUCAGUCAGACCAUCUUGUUAGAAUGCUUUUUUUUUUUUUUUUGCCCCAGUCACUCUCUAUCAGAUUCCUUUAGCUGAGAGACAUCAGGUGACUGACUUCUUGGAGCUCUGCCCACACUUUCAUUAAGCCUUCUUAUCUUGAUAUAGGCCUUGACUUAGAUCCUUCUUUGUAAAAGUUAUUCACAUUCUCUCACUCUCUACUUAAAUACAGUCAUACCUCAGGUUACAGACGCUUCAGGUUGCAUUUUUUCGGGUUACGGAUGCGCCAGAACCCGUAGUACUGGAAUGGGUUACUUCCAGGUUUUGGCGGUUGCGCAUGCACAGAAGCGCUAAAUCGUGCUUUGCGCAUGAGCGCCAAAUCGCAACCCGUGCGUGCACAGAUGCACCGCUGCGGGUUGCGAAUGCUGCGGGUUGUGAACAUGCAUCCCGCACGGAUCACGUUCGCAACCCGAGCGUCCACUGUAAUGGUUAUUCAUUCGUUUUGUACUCAGGGUUAUGCCCAGUGUGUUUUUUUUUUUGUUUUGUUUCUUGUUUUUUUUUUUGUGGGCGCAACUUUUGUGCAUAAGCUCUGGACUUUGUAGAAAGCUACAAAGGGGCCGAGUUGCACAGUUAUGCAGAUUACAGCCAUACUAUUUUCAGCCAUGGUUAUAAAUAGAAAGGCAGUCUGUCCCACCAAUUAAGCUUAUUGCUUCAGCUGAGUGUAAACUCUUCCUAGAAACUGCAGUAGUGAGCGACAGUACAGGAUCCAGGCAGGCAGUAGCCUUGUUUCUGUAAAUAUAAUAAGAGCUGCAUUUUUAUUUUUAUUUUGUUUAAAACUUAUGGCAGAAUUAUUGACAGCAGAUCUGCUUCACCUAGCAAAUGCUUCUGACAUAGAGGUCAACAGCUUUCUCUUUCUCUUAUAAAAUAGAGCAGUAUUCCUUCUUUACAACCACAGGUUUGCUGCAUUAGACAGAAAGUUUGGUCUGUUAUCUAUUCCAAUAUCCUGAGUAAAUUUGUUUUCAUGUUAAAAAAUAUAUAGCAUACAUACUUUAUAGAGAAGCUUUUGAAUAUAUCUUCCUUCAACCUUCCUUUUUCCUGUUUCUCCAACUUCCCUGCCCCAUUUUUUUUAUUAAAAAAAAUGAAUCAUGGAUAUAAAAUCAAUUAUGCCUGAUCAGUAGAUGGUAUGAAAUAUUCUUAAUUUGCACAGUUUAUUCCAACUGCAGAAUUUGGGGUCCUUUCUUGCAGAAUUUACAAAAUUUGAGGCACAGAAUACAUAGGCUGACUGUGUGUAGUCACUCCCUGCUUUUGGCACUGCAUAUGAUAAAUAAAUUGUAAUGCUGUACCUAUCUGCGCAGACAUUUGUCUCACUGGUCUAUCAGUUUGAAGCCAGAAACCAUGGUUGCCUGCCCUAAAUUAUUGCAGCCCUACUUUUGUGUUCAGUUUCAGGAAUAAAGAAAAUGUUAGAAGAUGGUUUUGUUUUUUGUUCUUUUAAUUGCUGCUGCCUAACAAGUGUCUAAACAUUACCUGGCACGGUCUCUAGUAAUCACUCCCUUCAGAAGCAAAAUGUUUGCACCCUUAAAAAAGUAGUAUAUCAAACACCCAUUGAGAAUUCAGUGACAUUUGUAACUUCCAGAAGCCAACUGGAUGUUGGUGCCUCUUAGAGGAAUAAAUGAUGGUGGAAGCAUUUACAUGCCUCCAGAUAUCGAUAAACAGUUUUCUAAGCAGAAAGAACAUGCCUAGGGGAAGUUGUAGGAAGGAAGCUUCUACCCAUAACUACUCAUCACAUUGUUUGUGGACUAUGGAAGUUAAGCACCAAGCACCAAAGGAUUUGAACCAGGAGUGUUAGAGACCAGGCAAUAGUUCCUUAGUUGUUAUCACCAGGAGUGCGUGAGCUGCAGGUGCUUACAGCCUGCAGAGUUUUGAAUUCGCUUGAUUUCCGAGUCUUUAGGGGCAGCCCAUCUUAUUGGUCCACCAUCCUGGCUGUUUUCAGACCAGUGCAAAACAUCAAACCAAGCAAUACGUCCUGGCUUGUCUGUGGGCAAUUGGUUAUUGCCUGAGAUAGACCUGCAGUUAUCAUGUAGACGAGGGAUGGCUAACCUGUGAUUCUUCGGAUGCUGUUGAUCUACAGCUCCCAUCAUCCCUGACCAUUGGUCAUUCUGGCCAGGGCUGAUGUGAGUCAGAAUCCAUAUAGGCAAUACUUAAGUUUGUACUACCUUUAAAGAUAAUUUUAAAACAAGAUGGUUGUCCUAACAAUAUUGAGCUUUACACUUAUAAAUAUUCACAUUAAGUAAAUUACACUUUAUAUUUUUAGGUAUUAUUCUAACACACCUGGACCUCUAGAAAGGCCCCCUCCGAAAAAGGUAAGAUUAUUUAUAAUGGCUUUUAAACAUUCUUAUAUGCUCUCCUCUCCUCCCAUUUAAAAACGCGGCAUCAAAAGCUGCUCACUGUUGAACAAACAAGUUUCGGAUGAAUUCAAGUUGGGCACAUCCAAAUGGAUUUCAAUCUCUGGCCCAACUUCAAGGAUUUGCAAGCCUCUGCAGUCUACAUGGAGCUCUGCAUGGACAAUGUGUGUGAAUUACUAUACAGUGGUACCUUUGGUUACGAACUUAAUUCAUUCCGGAGGUCCGUUCUUAACCUGAAACUGUUCUUAACCCGAGGUACCAUUUUAGCUAAUGGGGCCUUCCGCUGCCGCCACGCCGCCUGUGUGUGAUUUCUGUUCUCAUCCUGAGGUAAAGUUCUUGACCCGAGGUACUACUUCAGGGUUAGCGGAGUCUGUAACCCAAAGUGUUUGUAACCUGAGGUGUUUGUAACCCGAGGUACCACUGUAGUUGGGAUCCAGUGAACUGCAUGGCUCAGUCUGUGCUGUGAAGGAGAUAUUUCCUCCCUCGCCACAGUGCCAGCUGCGUUCAUUACUCAGGUAGCUUUGAACAGCAGAUUGUGAUAUGCCAGAGAUCUCAUCUUCAAAGGGGUGUGUGUGUGUACGUGGAAUCAAAAAUCCUAGGGCAUGCUUAAACUGUUAAGUGUGGUUAAAGUACCAUACUUUUCCGUGUAUAAGACGAUGCUUUUUUACUCUUAAAAUAAUGUUCAAAAUCUGGGCUCAUCUUAUACAUGGAUAGCAUUUUCUUAAAUCAGAGUCCCCCAAAAUAGGGGACGUCUUAUACAUGGGGGCGUCUUACAGACAGAAAAAUAUGGUAGCUCUUUGAAUCCUAUCCAUUGUCAUUAGCAAGAAAGGCAAUGACCAUUCAUGCUUCUCCAAUAUGUGUGCAACCGUUCAAGUGCGCAUCACCGCAACCUGGAAGUGGCCAGAAAAGGGGGUGGGACGGGGGCAGAGCAGGCUUAUGCAUACUCCACUGGUAUGUGUGUGUGGGGGUGUCUGUCCCCCCACCUUGUUGUUUCAUUUUCCUUGUAUUGUGUGAUUUGCAGUACAUUUAUCACAGUCUGUUUCCCUGCAAAAUUUCUUUGCGCUACAAUAAUACUUUAUUUCAAAAUUGUCUCCUUUUAAUAGCAAAUGCGCAAAUAAGAAGGAAAAAAUCUCUUUAAAAUACCUUCAAUUGUGUUCGAACGCUGUAGUCUUGUUCUUUAUAUUAUUAUAGGCUUUGGGCCAUUUUUUUUUUCAUGUGGGUGAAUCUUAUAGUUAUCAGAACUACCUGAAUUUGGAAUUAUCUGUAAUAAGAAGAAGUAAAACAUGAAGAAGAAAUGUUUUUAAUGUGAGACGGCAAACAGUAAAAAGAAGCAACUUUUAUUAAAGAAUGUGAGUUGCCUAAAGCCACCAAGUUUUGGGUUGAACUGAGUUUGCGUGAGGUAUUUUUUCUCUGUCCUAAUCAUGCCCAGCCGCUAUACAAGGGGGUCACCAACUUUUUGAACCAGUGAGCACAUUCUGAGUUUUGAGAGACUGCUGUGGGCUCCAGUCACAAAAUGGCGGCGGGGGGGGGAAUAAUUCAAUAUGGCUGCUGUUGGGAGGUGUCUCACACAAAAUUAGAGAGGGGACGGUCAUGGUAAAUCUUUCCCCUAAUGAUCUGUGGAGGACUUCUGGGGUGGCGCCAUCGGUAAUAGCGGAUUCCCUCUGACUCGGAGGGAACCGGCUCUGCGGAAAUCGGGUCUGCACCGCUACGGCGAAGCGGGGACCCUUCAAAAAUCACAGGCGGGUGAAGCCUGUGACCGUGGGACUCGGCGGGCACCUUUUGCGCCCCCCCAACUUGCAAAGGAGCCCGAUUACGGGUUCCGGAGCGGAGCGGGAAGUGGCGCGGUGCUGUGAGUCAACUGCUUCUUCCGUGGAGCGAAGCCGCACAGCCGUUACCGGAGAGUGCUGCCUUUUUCCUGGGACAAUUUGGCUGCAAAACAACGAUCCGUGAGUAGGCUAAUUUCGGAAACAAAGGAACUAAGAAAUAAUUUGGCACUGAAGCGGAGAGGCAUAAACAGGAAGUCUGCCUUCCGUUCUUUGUAAAUGGAGUAAAGCAAUGAACUUGUAAGCGGAAACCUUGAAAGACGUUGGAAAAGGAUUAUAAUUCGAACAUCAAAUAAGCGACUUUCCCCCCUUGAUUGCAGGGGAGGAGGGGGGAAAGGUCUGAACUGUAUUUCCCCGCAAAAAGAGAGAAAAAGAAGCUAAAAUCCACCGCUCAAAAACCUGGGAACGGGUUGCCAGUGAACAGUAAGAAUGCCGUAUUGUGAAAUGCGCUGCUGCUGAAAGUACUCUUUGACAGUUAACUCUGCAUCUGAGAUACAAGUAAGAUACAAUAUUUCUGACUGGCUUCUCCUGGUUUUAAAGUAACAGAAAUCAAUUGAGAUUGAAACUGUCGUCCUUUCUGUGAAUUGGGGGGCUAAAGGGAAAAAAAAAGUUAAUCACUUUAAGACAUUUUUGACUGCUACUGUGUCCCCCUAGAGGAAGUUUGAAAUUGUUACAAUAGCAGCUGGGCCAGGGGAAUUUUCCACUUCAAAACAAAUUCUGAUCGUGAGACUGACCUUGGACCUUAUCUAGAGUGUUAUGGCAGAUGGAAAGGAGAAAAUAGAUUUGCUACAGGAAAAAGCAACGAGGUCUGGCAGACUAUUUCGUACAGACGGUGGGCUGCAGCGAAGAGCAUCGACAUCUGGCCCUUCUGGAUUACCAACAGGAGCCUCAUCGGCACAACCUAAACCCAAAGGAAUGGCAGCUGAAGAUGCUUUGGCUCAGGCACUUGGUAAAAUUAACGAAUCUUUGGAAAAAAUAAGUAAACAAGUAGCCGAAGCAUCGGGCAAAAUUGACCAAAAUACCACAAGUAUUAAUAAUUUGGGACAGAAGGUAAAUACCAACACAGAAACUAUUCAGAAAUUACUACAGGAAUCUACCUCGACACGAAAGAUAGCUGAAGAGGCAAAGGAUAUAGCAACUGCUGUAGAAGAGAAGAUACCACCGAUACACAAACAACUUGAAGAUCACUGGUCAAUAUUGUCUAUGAUUGAGUUGAAGGAGAAGCAAACCAAUUUAAGAAUCAGGGCUGUACCUGAACUUGAGAAAGACAACUUGAUUGAUUUUCUUACGCAGGAAUUUGCAGACUUUUGGAACCCAGAUUUGGAGAAGGACAACUUCAAGAUAGUGAGUGCUUUUAGGCUUGGAAGAGGAGGGAAGAAGAACAGGGUGAGAGACUGUUUGAUCACCCUCCAAACAAAAGAGGAGAGAGACAAAAUCUUGAGUCUGCAUUUCCAGAAGACUUUGGAAAUUCAUCAGUCAAAAGUAGAGAUAUUUAAGGACAUUCCGAAAUAUCUUUUGGACCUUAGGUCCAACUAUAGAGAUUUGGUCGCCCUGUUGAGAAGCAACGGAAUCAUUUUUAGGUGGGAAUUCCCCCAAGGCCUAUCCUUUAGUUAUAAAGGGAAGAAGAUAAAAAUAAGAUCAGAGGACGACAAAGAUAGAUUUUGGAGAGACCACGGAGAAGACUUGCAGAAGGAAGCUGCAGAAGAGUUAAGAGCACUAGUAAGUGAAACUUUAGACAUACCAAGAUUACCUCCUGAACUAAAAGACCGCCUGGAGAAGGUGAUACCACCGACAGAUCAGGAACAGGCACUGGGUGCAGUUGGAGGAGAAGCAAAGUAACUACAUCAUGGCUCUGCAACUAUUAAGCUGGAAUUGUAAUGGUUUGAACUCCCCUCAGAAAAGGAAAUCUGUGUUUCAUUUAUUAAAAAAGGAACAAUUGGACUUGAUUUGUUUACAGGAAACACAUGUAACAAGGCUACACAGGAAAGUACUGAUUAAUAAAAGACUGGGUCAGGAGUUUAUUUCUUCGGACAAGGUUAAAAAAAGAGGGGUAGUGAUUUAUGCAAAGGAGAGACUAUUACUGAAAUUUAUCUUUAAAGAUGACCAAGGAAGAUUCGUGGCAAUUGAAAUUCAAACACAAGGAGAGAAAUUUUUGAUAGUAGGAGUUUAUGCACCAAAUGAGGGGAAAUCUGAAUUUUUUUAAAAGUUGCAUGAGACCUUGAUGGACUAUUUGGACUAUAAUGUGAUUUUGAUGGGAGACAUGAAUGGAGUGGUAUCUACACAUAUGGAUAAGGCACAAAGACAGGUAGUCACUAAGGAUGGCAGAUUACCGAAAACUUUUUUUGAGAUGACAGACAACUUGGACUUAGUUGAUAUUUGGAGAACAAAGAAUCCCUUGACCAGAGAGGGAACCUUCUUCUCUGAAGCCAAACUGACAUGGACAAGAAUUGACCAAAUAUGGGUAACUAGAGGAAUGGCACCAAAGAUAAGAAAAGUGGAAAUCUGCCCAAAAACCUGCUCCGACCAUAAUGCUGUAAAGAUGGAGAUGAAGCUAACACCAACUGGUUCCUUCAGAUGGAGGAUGAAUGACACCUUAUUUAGAGAUGAAGAAGUGUAUAAAAAGGCCCAAAAAACCUUGAGAGACUAUUUUGAGAUAAAUAUGAACACCAAUGUGGAAAAAAGAGUAAUCUGGGACUCUAGCAAAGCUGUUAUGAGAGGGUUCUUGAUACAACAGAACGCAUUAAAGAAGAGAAUUCAAAAUGAGAAGAAGGAUAAAAUUUUGGAGAAAAUAAAAGAAGGUGAAAAGAAAUUGAGAGCAAAACCGAAGUCGCAAGAGAUUUUGAGAGAAAUAAAAUUAUAUCAAGUACAAUAUAUGAAAAUGAUCAAUCAGGAGAUAGAAUGGAAAAUUAAACAAAUGAGACAAAAAACAUUUGAGUCGGCUAAUAAGUGUGGGAAAUUGUUGGCUUGGCAAAUGAAAAAAAGACAAAAAUUAAAUACAGUUACAAAUUUAGAAGUGGAAGGAAGGAAUAUACAGAACCCAGCCGAGAUUAGAAAUUGUUUCCAGAGGUACUUCAAACAACUAUAUACACAAGGACCACAGAAAGAAAUUGAUCUAGAUCGAUUUUUGAAAACAAAUGGAUUACAAAAAAUCUCUCAGGAAAGUAAAUCAAUGUUGAUCUAUAAAAUAACUGAACAGGAGAUAGAAGGUGCCAUUCAGAAUAUGCAACUAGUUAAAUCUCCAGGACCGGAUGGACUGACCUCUAAAUAUUACAGAUCCUUAAAAGAAUGGUUGGUACAACCUUUGAAGGAAGUCUGUAACGAAAUAAUGGAUGGGAAAAGGGCACCAGAGUCGUGGAAAGAAGCGUAUAUUACACUUGUACCGAAAACAGAGACUGAAAAGACACAACUUAAGAACUACCAUCCCAUCUCAUUGCUUAAUGUGGAUUAUAAAAUUUUUGCAGACAUUCUGGCUAAAAGACUAAAAAAAGUGUUAGUGGAAGAGAUUCAUAAAGACCAAGCAGGCUUUCUCCCGGGUAGACACUUAUCGGAUAAUGUGAGAAACAUAAUUAACAUCUUAGAAAAAUUACAAGUGAACAUAAAUACUAAAGCAGUUUUGAUAUUUGUGGACGCGGAGAAAGCUUUUGACAAUAUUUCCUGGAGCUUUAUGAAGAAGAACCUACAGGGGAUGGGGGUAGGCCAAGGCUUUGAAAACGGUAUAAGUGCAAUUUAUUCAGAACAAAAGGCUAAACUAAUUGUAAAUAAUGUGGUGACGGAAGAAUUUAAGAUAGAAAAAGGGACACGACAAAGUUGCCCAAUCUCCCCAUUGCUUUUUAUAUCGGUCCUGGAGGUUUUGCUGAAUAUGAUUAGAAGGGACCAGUUGGUUAAAGGUAUACAAGUCGGAGCUAAACAGUACAAAUUGAGAGCAUUUGCAGAUGACUUAGUAUUGACGUUACAGGAGCCAGAAUCUAGUACCAAAAGGGUUUUAGAACUGAUUCAAGAAUUUGGUCAGGUUGCAGGAUUCAAACUGAAUAAGUUAAAAACCAAGGUUUUAGAGAAAAAUUUAACACCGAUUGAGAGAGAGAGGUUUCAGAAUGAGACAGGCUUAACAGUGGUUAAGAAAGUGAAAUACCUGGGGAUUAACAUGACAGCAAAAAAAUGGGAAUUUAUUUAAAGACAACUAUGAAAAAUGCUGGGCCGAAGUGAAAAAAGAUUUAGAAAUUUGGUCAAAUUUGAAGCUUUCAAAUUGCUGCGAUAAAAAUGAAUGUAUUGCCUAGAAUGUUGUUUUUGUUUCAAACAUUGCAAAUUGUGAGAUGACUUAGUAUUAACGUUACAGGAGCCAGAGUCUAGCACUAAAAGAGUUUUAGAAUUAAUUCAAGAAUUUGGUCAAGUGGCAGGUUUUAAAUUGAACAAGCUAAAAACUAAGGUUUUAGAGAAAAAUUUAACACCGAUUGAAAGAGAUAGGUUUCAGAAUGAGACAGGAUUGACUGUGGUAAAGAAAGUGAAAUACUUGGGGAUUAAUAUGACAGCCAAAAAUGGGAACUUAUUUAAAGAUAAUUAUGAAAAAUGUUGGAUGGAAGUGAAAAGAGAUUUAGAAAUCUGGUCAAAUUUGAAGCUUUCAUUGCUGGGCCGUAUUGCUGUGAUAAAAAUGAACGUAUUGCCUAGAAUGUUGUUUUUGUUUCAGACAUUGCAAAUUGUGGACAAGAUGGACUGUUUCAAGAAGUGGCAGAGAGAUAUUUCUAGAUUUGUCUGGCAGGGCAAGAAGCCCAGAAUAAAAUUUAAGAUAUUAACUGAUGCAAAGGAAAGAGGUGGAUUUGCCCUGCCAGACUUUAAACUUUAUUAUGAAUCAGCAGCCUUUUGCUGGUUGAAAGAAUGGCUGCUUCUUGAAAAUGCAGACAUUUUGGAUUUAGAAGGUUUUAACAAUGUAUUUGGAUGGCAUGCAUAUUUAUGGUAUGAUAAGGUCAAAGCACAUAAAGCAUUUAAAAACCAUAUUGUCAGGAAAGCAUUGUUUAAUGUUUGGAUAAGCUAUAAGGAUCUACUUGAAAAUAAAACCCCAAGGUGGCUGUCACCGAUGGAAGCGAAGGCUCUGAAAAAGCUCAAUAUGGAGGCCAAAUGGCCGAAAUAUUGGGAAAUUUUGGAACAAGAUGGAGAUAGAUUGAAACUACAGAGUUUUGAGAAAUUAAAAAACAAAGUGCAAGACUGGCUUCAUUAUUAUCAGAUAAUGGAGGCAUAUUAUUUGGAUAAGAAAAUUGGCUUCCAGGUGGAAAAAUCAAAAUUAGAAACAGAACUGUUAGAACCCAAAACUAUGAUUUUGUCAUAAAGGUAUAACUUGCUGAUGAAAUGGAAUACUCAGGAUGAAACGGUGAAAUCUGCUAUGAUUAAAUGGGCCCAAGAUGUUGGACAUAACAUAAUGAUGGCUGACUGGGAACAGUUAUGGACCACAGGUAUGAAGUUUACGGCAUGCAAUGCCUUAAGAGAGAAUAUUAUGAAAAUGAUAUACAGGUGGUACAUGACCCCAGUCAAGCUUGCAAAAAUCUAUCAUUUGCCCGAUAAUAAAUGUUGGAAAUGUAAAGAAACUGAAGGUACAUUCUUUCACCUUUGGUGGACGUGCCCAAGGAUUAAGGCUUUCUGGGAGAUGAUCUAUAAUGAAAUGAAAAAGGUAUUUAAAUAUACCUUUCUGAAGAAACCAGAGGCCUUUCUCCUGGGCAUAGUCGGCCAAUUGGUGUUAAAGAAGGAUAGAACUUUCUUUAUGUAUGCCACAACAGCAGCAAGAAUACUUAUUGCAAAGUAUUGGAAGACACAAGAACUACCCACUCUGGAAGAAUGGCAGAUGAAGGUGAUGGACUACAUGGAAUUGGCGGAAAUGACUGGCAGAAUCCGAGACCAGGGAGAAGAGUUGGUGGAAGAAGAUUGGAAGAAAUUUAAAGACUAUCUACAGAAAUAUUGCAAAAUUAAUGAAUGUUAGAAUGAUGUUAGAAUGAAGUUAGGUGGUUUAAGCAGUAAUGCUAUAAAGGUGUAUGUAAAAAUGGAUUGAUAACAGGUGAAAAUUUAAAGUUAUAGUAUAUUAAGUUAAAGGAUUAAGAGAAAAUAAAGAGGGAAAGAAAUUGCUGAAUUAACUAAUUGAAUUGGAAUACAAAAAAGGGAGGUAUGAGGAGGUCAGGGAAACAAGGAUAUGAAUGUAAGGCAUGGAAAGAUUGAUCUAUUUUUUUAAAGUGUUUUUUAUUCUUUUAUUCUGUAUUUUGUAUUUUGUAUUUUUCUUGUAUUUUUAUUUCUGUCUUUUGUUUUUGCUUUUCUUGUUUUUAUGUAACUCUUUUCUGAAAUUUUAAUAAAUAUCAUUAAAAAAAAAAAAGCUUUCCCCUAAUUGCAUUUCUAUACCAGGAGAGGCUUAACCUGUUGAAUUUCUGCCUGCCUGUACAGCUGUUAAAGGCAAAUCCGCUUUUCUCCAAUGCCAACUCUGAACCAAAGUCCAGACUGCCACUUAAAUGGGAGGAAUCCCCGUAAAACGUGAACUUACUUCUGAGUAGACCUGGAUACCAUUGGACUGUAACUUAACUGUACAGUGAAUACUUAACGAGUGCUUGGUCUUUAGCUGCCUAAAGCUCUCUGCAAAGUGAAUCACAUUUGCCUUUUGUGGAGAUUCGUAUUGUCUGGUGUUCAAAAGCCUCACUUUUAAAGUGCCUUCAGAGUGAUGAGGGUAUUUGGUUCUAGUGAUGUCAUAAAGGCACUAGCCAGCAGUCAGCCCUUAGCAGUCAAUCAUACACCUGUAGUCUUCCAUUUGGGAUAUGUUUUCACAGCCACCAAAGCAAAAACACCCACCUCAUUCUGAAAAUGCUAUGACUGAACAGUCGGUAGUUGCAAUCCUGUAUCCACAUACCUUGGAGCAAGCCCUGCUAAACUCAGUGGGGCUUAUUUUUGACUUGAUAUAUAGGUUUGCUUGCUUUGUUGGGUCAGACUUGCAUGUGAAACCUUAUUUGUCCUAUAAAAGACAUCCUUAUCAAUAUUGCUUUUUAUUGACUGAAAGGAAGGCUAGUUGUAGGUCUUCUCACCCAAUAUUUGCUUGUUUUCACAUUUUGUUUUAACCUUUGUAUACUGCUUUUCACCAAAAAGCAACAUUUGCGUGGACAGGCGGAGUCCCCAGGUACCGAGCGGCCCCCCCCCGUCAUGUGGAAUAAUGACUCAAGACAACGUGCUAUGGAAUUAAAUUGGCCACAACUUUAUUAAAUUUCAAAUGUGGGUAGACCUUGGCUCAGGCAUUGGGCGUUCUCCCUCCCCAGUCCCCAGCGGGGGACCUAGGGAGCAUCAGGGUUAUCUAGUGUUUGUGUGGGGGAUGGGCCGGCUCUGGAGAACAUAUGUUCAAGCCCCCGUUAUGCCGCCGCCGCAGGGGAGAGCAAUGACGACCUUUCGGCGUACGGUCAAAGCCUCCCUUCAGAAACCCCUUUAACGGGGAACCCUGGUAUCGCCGCUGCAAGAGGAAGAUAGACUAAAGGAUUCCGCCCAAGGCCUGAUACCGCCAAAGUUGUGACGUUUUGCUACAGGAAAGGCGAAACCUGCCAAUGCAGGGAAAUUCCUUUCCAGCCCUUUGACAGCGACCUUAACGUAGCAGCGCCCGCAUACCUGUAAGAAAAGUUAACUUGCAAAACCUGUGAAGAAAAGUUAACCUGCAAAAUAAGGCAUUAACUGAGGGUGGGUAGGGUGGGAGAAGCUCUGGAGCCAAGUGAGGAUUCCCAGGUAAGAUCCUCCCUCUAUUGUGUGGGCAGGUAAUCCCUCCCACACCUGGCCUGAUCUCCUUGGCAACGCUUCCCCCAGGUGGGAUUGGACAACUGACUGGGGUAGGCGGAGACCUCCAGGUAUCCCACCUGAGGGAAGGCAAAGCCAAGCCUAUGCUGAAUGGAGCCGCUCCAGAUCCAGGGGCUGCGCGCGUCCACGCAAAAGUCGCCCCCCGUUUUAUGCGGGGAGCGGUCAUUAACUAAAAUAGUAACAUAAUGUAGUAAUAUAACACUUUGUCAUUUUCUUGGAAAGGAAGUAAAGAGUUACAACUUGUUUGCUUGUUUGUAUGUUCAGAUAUAUAGCCCUCUUAUCAUAUGGGCUUAAGAUGGAUAGUAACGUAUUAGGUUUUAAAAGUUAUAUAAUUAAAUUCAGAGCAGCAGUGGGGAACUUCUGGCCUGCAGGCCUAAUCCAGCCAGCCACAUCUUUCAAGCUGCUCUGCCAGGCCUGUCCCAGAGCCUCACCCACCUAUUAAUCACCCCAUGUGAUUUUAUGGCUUUUGGGGGGGGGGGUUCGUUUUAUGGCUUUUACCAUUAGUCAUCUUGCCAUGACUAAUGGAUCAUUUGGUGCAUCUACCAUGUUUUAAUCAUUAGAUUGAAAACAAGCCCUUAAAGAGCUGGCAAAGUAAUAAUGUUAUCUCUGAUCUUAGCACUAAGCACCACAGCACAGCACUAAGAUAAGAGAGAUAAGCGCUAGAAUGAGAGUGGUGGGAACAUAGUGCUAAGAUCUGGAGAGAAAAUUCCUCUGGCAGAGAGAUCUUUGUAGCCACCUGCAGACAUGUGCUAUAGUGGAGAAAGAGCUGGAAAUGUGCUCUGUGCGUGUGUGUGCAUUUUUCUUUUUUUUAAGGAUUCAUUUUGUUUCGCCCUGCUCACCACUGGAAUGUGGCCCGCAUUGUCACAGAUCGUGAAAAUGAUAGAGAUCUUCAUCAGGUUUUGCAAUGGAUAAAGCAGGCUGUAGCUCAUGUUGCAGAAUAUGUCGGUCGUAGUUCAUGCCACAAUAAAUGUGUUAAGGUUGUAUGUGUGUGUGUUUAAUGCAAAAGAUCUCUUACAAGUAAAUUUAUCUUCUGUCUUGAAGUUGAGUCAUGAGAAGAAUUUCCAAACUAUGUAAUAAAGAUGGUGGUGAUUUAUAUUGUGUAUCAGGGGGCCCUUUAAUUUUCUCUCUCCGCAUGGUGUGAUGUAUUAUGUGCCACAGCACUGAUACUACUGUACCCUCCCUCAUGCCAGUGCAGGUAGCCAAGCCUAGGCAAAUCCCAGGCAUAUGUAAGAGACAGAUAUCAUUCAGCUCACAGGCAGUGAAUCUGUUAUAGACUCACUCUGUGGCUCCUGGCUUUGGAUUGUAAUGUGUUGGUAGUUGCAUAAAGUGGUAUUGGGCUCUCAUGCAUUCUUUGAAUUGUAUGCCUGUGAGGUUGAGAAGAGGGUAACAUAAAUGCAGCACGUUCUCUUUGCGAAUCGAAAUCUAAUUUGUUUACCUGCUUAUUUCAGUUUUGUAAUAGGUAUUAGAGCCAUGAAGCUAGUAGAAGAGUAAUAAAACAGUAGUUAAAAAAAGGCUUUAGGAAACAGCAACAGGGAAUAAUUUGUUUACAUGUCUUCUGAUGCUGCAAAAUGUCCCUGUUAAUAUUAAAACCUGUAAUAAAAAUGCAAAUAGUGGUGUUUGCAUAUAUUUUAACACUUUUGAUGAUUUAUUGAAUUCAUGCAUUUUUACAUUAAAUACUAGACCUAAUUUGAACACUUGCCUGCCUGCCUGCCUCUCUCAGUAUAAGUAUAUAUGUGUUUGUACACAAACGUACCGGUAUAUACAUACAUACAUACAUACAUACAUAACAUAAGUACUAAAGAGAAACUGUAGAAGGUGAAAAAAAUAACAUUAAGGGAAGCUUCCGUUUCAGUUAGUUGGGGAAGAGAGCUAUAUCAUAGGAACUUAACCAAUAAAACCCAGCAGUUUAAUGCUUUAUGCCAGAUACGUAAAGUCCAGAGAAGAAUGUUUGCUUCAGAGCUGACAUUUCAGAUUAGUAAUUCCAGGGACAGGGCUGUAUCUCACAAUAAAUGUGAAACAUUCCCUGUCAUCAGUCAAGAUCACGAAGAGGCUGCGCUAGAGUUCAAAUGUUAGCCAGUCUUCCAUUUUAAUAAAUGCUCAGAUUAAAUGUGCACUGUAUGAUGAAGUAUGUAGGCUCCCACUCAAAUGAUGAGAUUCACUUGGGAAAACAGCCAAAUGUCUUCUGGUUCGCCUUCCACUUUGUUAUGGCGAGAGAGAGAUUGAUUUUCAGAAUAGGCUGACACUUUCCUUCAUGUAGGCUUGCUGAAUACCCCAGUCACUUGGCCCUUGAAAAGCUACUUUUCUUUGCUGUCUUGUACAACUUUGGUAUCUCAUACAAGCUUUGUGUACUUUUUGAUGUUUUGAAUUGUUUAUGGCUACUUUUGUUAUGCUUGUCAUUAUGCAUUUGUUAAAUGUGUUGUAAGCCAUCUUGAGCAUGGUCUUAACUUUGGAUAGGCAGCAUACAAAUAAAAUGGUUGAUUGACUGAUUGAUAAUUUUAAAAUGUAUUGAGAUUAUUGCAGUACAGUGGUACCUUGGGUUAAGAACUUAAUUUGUUCUGGAGGUCCGUUCUUAACCUGAAGCACCACUUUAGCUAACGGGGCCUCCUGCUGCCGCUGCACUGCCGCUGCAUGAUUUCUGUUCUCAUCCUGAAGCAAAGUUCUUAACCCAAGGUACUAUUUCUGGGUUUGUGGAGUCUGUAACCUGAAGCAUCUGUAACCCAAGGUACCACUGUAGGUUUGUAUAACAACUGUGCUUUGUUUGAAGCAGUGUUAGAAACUGAGAUAUGAAAGCUAGGAGCUAAAUGGCACCUUAAACCUAGGUUAUGGGCAAAAUUCCUUGUCGCAAAAUGUGCCUAGAACAAUGGGAGUUUCAAACACUGAAGUACAAUGUCUCCGUCAGCUGCAAAGCUAUGAAUUGUCACAUAGCAGCUUCUGGAUCAGUCCAUUGUUCCAUAAAAUGUUAGUUUAUAGGAGAAAGAAAAACUGUACCAGGCAACUCACUAAAGACUUGUGCUCAGUAGGUUCCAGGAUCUAUGCCAGCCAUGAUCCCUAACUAACAGGACCAGUGGUCAGGGAUGAUGGGAAUUGUAGUCCAAAACAGUUGGAGGACCGAAGGUUGCCUAUGCAAUGUUGCUGAAAGCCGCGUACCUAUUGAAACAAGCCCCCGACCCAAAAGGAAAAGAGAGUGUUGGGGAAAGGGCAUUUGCCUUCCGGAAUAGCUCAUAUAACCAGAGGCAGCUUGAGAUAUUUUGCUGCCCAUGAAUACUGAACUGUAUUAGUUUCUGAAUCUUUUAACAAUGUUGGUAGAGUAGUCGUUUGCUGCAGAUCUAAAGGAAUAGAUGUUCUUUGGAUGUUUAUUGAGUGUGUUACCUUUAGCCUCCUACAGAACGAGCAAAACGGGGAGCCGGCAUGCAGCCUGCCAUACCACCAUCAAAACGAGGAGCAGGAGAUAGGUCUUCAGUUUAUUACGCAGAACCCAAGAAGGCAAGUCGUGAUGCUGAGGCUAAUAAGCACCUGACAUCUGAUGAUGGUAACACAAAAUAUUGUAUCUGGUACCUAAGACCCCAUAGUUAAAUGCAGGCAGAUUUGGUAUUGAUGUCCUGGUUUACAUAUUAUGCUUAUCUUUCUCCGAUUGUAAAAUGUACCGUAUUUUUCGCCCUAUAGGACGCACUUUUUCCCCUCCAAAAAUGAAGGGGAAAUGUGUGUGCGUCCUAUGGGGCGAAUGCAGGCUUUCGCUGAAGCCUGGAGAGCGAGAGGCGUCGGUGCGCACCGACCCCUCUCGCUCUCCAGGCUUCAGGAACCUAUCCGCAAGCCUUGCGAGCCCGGUGGGAGUUCCCGCAGGAGUUCCCGCGGGCUCUCAAGGCUUGCAGGCAGCAGCCUGCAGCCCGAAGCACGGGGUGCCCUCCGGAGGACGCCCCGUGCUUCGGGCAGGUGUCUGCAAGCCUUGCGCGCCCGGCGGGAGUUCCCACAGGCUCGCGGGCAGCAGCCUGUUCUGUGGGCUGGGGGGGGGAAUAAUUUUUAUUAUUAUUCAUUUUCCCCUCAAAAAACGAGGUGCGUCCUAUGGGCCAGUGCGCCCUAUAGGGCGAAAAAUACGGUACAUAGUCGCUUCAGCCAAAAUACUUGUAUUCAGUGUAACUUGUGCACCAGAGAAACUAAGAGAAACUAAGCCUUAAAAAAAGAAGAAGCUUAUUAAGAAGCAAUUGCAUACCAAUGCAUAUUUGCAGACAUUACAGGUCUUUUUCAAUGUUCUCAGUGAAAAAGUUUUUUAAUUUACAAUUACAGCAUAAUUUCCAUAUUCUUUUACUAGAUAAAAGCUCAGUAUGUAGUAACUGUUAAUGUCUCUCUUAUUUAUAACACGACUCUUGCAACUUCGCAUCAUAUCAUCUUCUGCCUCCUUUUUAUUAUUACUUAAUACAGAAGUAAAACAUUUCAAAAUGAUGAAAUUUAUCAGACUGCUGUUAUUCGAAAAUAUUUAUUGUAUACAAACAUUGCCCUUAAAGAAGUAAUUGCUUUUUAGCUACGCCUAAAUAUUGUUAUAAUUUAUUUAUGCUGGUAGUUUUCACAGUGUGGGGUAGAUAGUGAUUAAUACAGAUAUAUUUUAAUCCUGUUUAUUUUCAGGACGUGGGGUCUAUAAAGCUCGUACACCCCCAGAAGAAAUUAAAGAGGCUCAGCAAAUACAAGAAGAUAAAAAUUUGCAAGUGGAAGUACCUGUUGACCAGGUAGAUUUAAAGUACAUUUCUUCCUUCUGAAUGAAUUGAUUAUAACACCUCUUUCUCUCUUCCAUCUGCCUGCGCAUAGAAACAAAUAUUGGGCAUGAUUGAUUGGCCGCAAUCCAGCAUAUUUCAGUGCAUUUAAAUCCCAUUGACUAGGAUGGAUGCAGACUGCCCUGUGUAAGGGCAGAAAGCAGUUCUGCAUACACAAAAGGAUGGUGACUGCAAUUUUACCUUCUGGCUGCUUCCCCAUCUACUAUGUUGAAUUCAUCUCUCAAGGGUCCUCCAGCAUCUAGUGUUGGGUUUUGGGUAGAGCAAGGGGCUUCAAUGGGAAGGAUGAAGAAUAGAAUAGGCCUGGUGAUAUGCAGAAGUGCCCUUUAAAGGUAAAGGGACCCCUGACCACUAGGUCCAGUCGUGGCCAACUCUGGGGUUGCGGCGCUCAUCUCGCUUUAUUGGCCGAGGGAGCCGGCGUACAGCUUCUGGGUCAUGUGGCCAGCAUGACUAAGCCACUUCUGGCGAACCAGAGCAGUGCACGGAAACGUCGUUUACCUUCCCGCUGGAGCGAUACCUAUUUAUCUACUUGCACUUUGACGUGCUUUCAAACUGCUAGGUUGGCAGGAGCAGGGACCGAGCAACGGGAGCUCACCCCGUCACGGGGAUUCGAACCGCCAGCCUUCUGAUCGGCAAGUCCUAGGCUCUGUGGUUUAACCCACAGCGCCACCUGCGUCCCCUUUAGAAGUGCCCUUUAGAUUUCAGCUAUUAGAUUUCAGCUGUUAAUUUCAAUGGAAAUCUUACGUAUAUACUUAAAGCUUAUUGCAAUUGGUAAGACAGAAUUGCUCAAAUCUGGCUAGAUUGUAGUUCUGGAUAUUUGAAUGUGUGUUUUUGUUUUCUGCCAAAAGUAGACCACUAUUUCCUGUUCUGUUAAACCAUUUGUUUUCAGUCUUUCCAGAUUCUGGAAGCACCUUUAGCCCCAACCUGAAAUGUCAGGCGAAGUUUUAAUUUUAAAAUAAAUAAAUGUUUGUGUCCCUUUUUUCUCUUUCUGUAUUUCCCCCUUCACUCACUGUCUUGCUCAGAACAGAUCUGCACUGUGGAUAUACUGGUUUUAAAGUCAGUAAGGGACAUGGGUGGCGCUGUGGUCUAAACCACUGAGCCUCUUGGGCUUGCCAAUCAGAAGGUUGGCAGUUCGAAUCUGAAGAGCGGGGUGAGCUCCCGUUGCUCUGUCCCAGCUUCUGCCAACCUAGCAGUUUGAAAGCACACCAGUGCAAGUAGAUAAAUAGGUACUGCUGCAGCAGGAAGGUAGACAGCGUUUCCAUGUGCUCUUGUUUCCAUCACGGUGCCCCGCUGCACCAGAAGCGGUUUAGUCAUGCUCACCACAUGACCUGGAAAGCUGUCUGUGGACAAACGCCAGCUCCCUCGGCCUGAAAAGUGAGAUGAACACUGCACCCCAUAGUCGCCUUUGUCUGGACUUAACCAUACAGGGGUCAUUUACCUUUUACCUUUACCUUUACCUUAAAAGUCAUUCCUUCCUUUUAACAAAACUGGGAGAUGGCACUUGUGUGUGCAUCAAGAGGGAAGGAAGUAGAAUUCCCUUCAAAAGAUGUUUAACAUCCCUGCUGUAUAAACGUAUACUUACCCCCAAACCACAUAUGCUCAGUCCUUCUACUCUUUUUCUAAAAGGAAACUCAGAUUUUAUGAUGCCACGGAUGAAGCACUCCUUAUGACCCACUUAUUGAAAGCCAAUGUACCAUUACAGAGCAGGUGAUGGAAGAUGCCUUUGUGGAGCCACCAUCUCAUCCAAAGCCCUGCUGACUUACUGUGUCCAGGGCAGAAGAAGCAUUCAGUUGUGAACUCUCACCUGUACUCUGAAGUGAAGCAGUCUAGUUAGAAGUUUGCCACCUCAUUUACCAUUUGCAAAAACGGGACCUUAGGUUCACUUUACUGUUUGAGAGGACUUUAUCCAUUUCCAGGCUGUCACAUUAAAAUAAAGGUAAAGGACAGUUAAGUCCAGUCGCAGACGACUCUGAGGUUGCCACACUCAUCUCGCUUUACAGGCCGAGGGAGCCAGCAUUAAUAUUGUAACACCAGUUUAGGAUGGCAAGCUUUCAGUAAGGCAUAACUAGUUUGUUUUCAAGAGUGGGGAAAUGGGAAACAAGUUGAUUGCUUGAUUUUUUUUUUCUGAUUUGUGAUAAAAUUACAUAAGAGCAUUUUUGCUUUCUUUCCUUGUGUUCAUGCAAAUCUUUAUUGGAAUGCAUCAUACUCAAGGCUCCUGCUGAGGUUGUCCAUGAUGAAGACAUUUAUGCAAAUUGGAGUACAGAAGAAGAGGUUAGUUUUGUUUUUGCAGUAUUUGAGAACUUUUUUAUACAGUUAAAAUGGAAUCUUGAUCCUGGGGUGUUCCUUGCCAAUUUUUACAUCAGUCAAACAAAUUAACUUCUUAACACCCAAAGCCAUUCAUAUUGUGGCAUUUGAGAUGGGUUAGUAUAGCACAGGAAACGGCAUUAGUUCAGAUCUGCUGAGAUCAAUACUUUUAUUUAGAGGUGUAGUUGUAUUAUUUAACAUAGACAAUAAAAACAUUUGUAACUACUAAGUAUGCUUUCAUUGCAGGGAAUGAAAUAAGGGAAUUCUCCUUUAUGCAACUUUAAUAAUCAGAUGAAACUUCUCCACCCCUAAGUACAUAUAUAGCUGGAAUGGCUGAGCUCCUGUCGCUGUCACUCAGAAUUGUGUCAAGUUCCUAAGAUAUAAUGUCCAUUCUCAUUAUGACAGGCUGCAACUACAUUUAGGUUUUGUUGGAGUCCUUUACUACCUGUUUGUAAACACAAUGUGUAAACACAAAUAUUAAGCCUUUGCUUAAUUUUAAGUAACUGCCAGGCCAUGAUGUCCCGGCCAUAAGCAUUGCUAGCAUACCAUUCAGAUGGUUAGAGGGCAAAUAGGGUAAGAGCCCCAUUUUGUUAUAGUGCACUUUACAGUUAAUUUGAAACUGAAUUUGAGAGGGUAAGAGACCUGCUGGAUUUUUUUGCGUGGCGGGGCACAAUCUAGUGCUGUCCUCUGUUUUAAAUGUGGCCAUGCAAAUGCCUCUAAGAAAACUUACUUAUAUCUAGAGAUUUCUUGAUAUAACCUUCCGGAAACAAACCUCCUCUUUCACUAUUAUGGAGGUUCCAAUUUAAGCAUAUUCAUAACUUACUUUUUGAGAAUUUUGCUUCAUUCUCCGUUACCUUUCGAUUAUUAAAGUACUUUUAAAAGUAGUACUUUAGUAGUAGUAGUACUUUGAUAGUAGAUGUAGCUAAGAAGCUUGUUCAUAAAAAGAACCUGUAUUAAAAUAAAAAUUUGUACUCACACAGGUUUUUUUUGGUGUGUGUGUGUGUGUAUAAAUUUAUUUUGACAAACUAAUCACCAUAAAUAAAUAAGAAUAAAAAUGUGCACCCAACAACCGAGACCAUUCCAUUGUAACUAUCCAACCUCCCAAAAUUUCAACACCUCCUGCGAUGGUUUGACCCCUUUCUGUUUUAACAGUACAAAUUCUACAAACAACCUCCAUAUCUCCUCAAAAUCAUUUCUCCUGCAUAUUCCCUGUCUUAUCUAAAUGUCACAUGUUAAUUUAUCAUUAAUAGCUACACCCCACACCUCUUUAUACCAUUCUUUCCUUUUUAUAAUCUGGUAUAUAUUGUAUAGUUUAGCAAAGUUGUACAUUUUAGUUGUAUGUUUAGAUUACAGUAGAAUGAAGGAUUAACUAUUGCUUGUGAUUGUUAUCAUGUAGGCUGAAGAAUAUUAUCAAGACGUGAAACCUGAGAAAAAGGUCUGUUUUAAAUACCCAAAUAUUUCAGUGUAUAAAAAUUAUGAAACAGCAAGAGCUGAAGUACUGAGCAGGGGAAAUUGGGGUGCCCCCUUUCUUCACAACAAGCAUUUGCUCAAGUGAAUUAGUUUAUCAAUUCAGGAGGUACAAGACCAUCUUUCAUGUCUCCCCUACUAUACAGAAAUGAUGGAGCCCUUUAUAUAAAAUAUAUAUUUCUCCCAUCUAUUCAGGCUCAGAUAAUAACAAAAUAGGAAAGUGCUUAUAGUGUGGUCUGGUCAUUUGUAAUACUUAUGCAGACUUGGGGGAAGCACUUGGGAUAGAAAUUGCUUAGGAGCACAGCUUCCUUACACUGAUCUGAACUGAGCUCAGUAUUCCCAUUUAUCUAAGCCACUGACUUUCUCUGUAUUAUAUUUUGGACUUGGCUUGGGGCCUGACAGGGGUGCUAACUUGAAUAAAAUAUCAUGGGGGGCCCAGGUAAGCCCGCCCCACAUAACUGGUCACAUGAUGCAGUGCAUCCACACCAUUUCAAUGGGAAUACCCAUCAACUUUGUGGGGGCACGACCCCCUCAAAUAUUUUAUUGUGGGGGCUGAAGCCCCCACGGCCCUUAGAAGUUGGCUCCUAUGGGACCUGAGUUGUCCUUCAAUUUCGCAUUUCUCUUGUGGCCUCCCAUAUCAUCUCUCACGCUGUUUUUCCAACCCUCCUGAACAAGAGUUUCUUGGGGCUGAAGGGGGAAGGAAAGUUUGGUGAAAAUUGCCUCCUCCAGUGGCAGCAUCCCUGAACAGAGUUCCGAUCAUGGGAACAUGGGAUCCAGUUCAUUUAUUUCCACCUUGGUCAUGUGAGACAACACUAGUUACUAUACUAAGAGACGAGAAGGGAUGGGAAAUACUGGUUCAUGCUGCUGAAAUGGAAUCACUUCAACAUAUCGGUGUAGUUAAGUACGCCACAUUAAUAUCAGACUUAGAAAAUUAAGCACAUUGUUAAAGUUGAAAAAUCAUGAGUUCUUGGCUGAAAGACAGUGAAGAGCAGUGGGCAAUAUUGGUAAAAUAUGUUACAGAUUUGCUCUGGAAGCAGUUGCGAAGUAUAAACUGCUAACAUUAGAUUAAACAAGCUGUGGGUUUUAAUAUAUGCAAAGAUUUAUAGUAAUAAUUUAGUGCUAUUGAUUUCUUUAGCAAUCAACUACCAGCAAAAGAGUUUUCUUUAAUUAAUAAUGCCCGAACUGCCAAUAAAGUGUAUAUUAAGUAUUUUCUCCGCCAGUGAAAUUUUGUAAAAUCAAAUACGCAUUGAUUUUAUAAUUGGCUUUCUUAUGCAUUGCUCACAAAAUAUAUUUAAGUUAAUAUCUCUUCUUACUUUCUUGAUACUGUUUUGUGGCUAUGGUUGAAGUAUUUUAGAACUUCGCUUGAAAAUAGGAUUGAUAUUGACCGAACCAGAAGUAUUAAAUGCUGUCGAACAGGAAUGCAUUGGGGAGAAUCCUCAGUGUUAAGAUUUUUGGUCCAGGGCUGCAACUUUGCAAACAGUGGGAUUUAUAGUAGAAUCCUAUGCUUAUCUACUCAGAAAUAAGCUCUGUUCAACGGAGCUUGUUUCCAGUGCCUAAGUAGAUGUGUAUAGCAGGCAGAGGCAAAUUCGGCCCUCUAGAUGUCUUGGGACUACAACUCCCAUCAUCCCUGACCACGGGUUCUGUUAGCUAGGGAUGAUGGGAGUUGUAGUCCCAAAAACAUCUGGAGGGCUGAGAUUGCCUAUGCCUGGUGUAUAGCAUAGCAGCCUUAGUAGUGUAAGUAUGCAGACAAAAAAAAUGGAAUUUAGCCAGUGUGUAGCAGGACUGCUGCCUAGGGCUUUAUCUGAAUACUUUGCUUUAUAACCAUGGAAAAUGAUUAGAACUGUAUUAUAUCUGAUGACUUUACAUCAGGAAAGGUUGAUAAAAGGUGGAUAAAUGUGUUUUUACUCUGAAAUGCAGUGUGUCCAGAUAUAUCUGCUCCCAAAUAUUUUAGGGUAGGAGUUCUGGUACACAUGACCAAAGGAUUACUGGAUUUAUCCCCCAUGUUAGCUCAAAACAUGUCAUUAAUUUUAAAAGUUACUAGUUUGUCUGGAAUUCAGGAUGCCUCACACAAUAUUUUAAAUGCUACUACGUUCAAAAAAAGUCAGUUCUCUCACGCAGCCAAAGCUGAAUCAGUCUCUUGCACCCCUGUUCAACAAAUCUUCACUUCCUUUUAUCACUCCAUUCAUUGGGCUUUGAAGAACGGAGUCUUAACUAUUACAUAACAAGCAUACAUUAGCAAUUUGUCAUUUUCUAGCAGAGAAUGCCUCAGUGCUAUAAUAAAUCUUACCAGUUUUUAACUGCAGGUGCACCUUGUUUAAGACAUUACAAAAGUGGAUUUAUUACGGCAAUUAUUAUGCUGGUGUCUAUGAAAUAUACUAAAAUUUCAUAGGGAUUUGAAUUGCUAGAUUGUUCUACCCUGUGGUGCAGUCUGUCACCUUUUAUCACAUUUGAAUAAGUUGGACUUAAAAUCUGUACCUUAUGAAUGACUGCUAGCCCAUAUCUAUCUAUCUAUCUAUCUAUCUAUCAUCUAUCUAUCUAUCUAUCUAUCUAUCUAUCUAUCUAUCUCUCAUCUAUCUAUCACCUCUAAAUAUCUAUGCACCCAUGCCCGUCCUAUUCUCAUGCUGUGCAGUUUUCAGCACAGCUGAUAUACAUAAUACUAUGGUAUAGAGAGAGAGAACAGCUACUCUUGCCUCACUCUGUCACGUGGUAACAAUUGUCAUGGCUUGAGCUGUGUGGAAUUCUAAAGAAAUUCCGUACAAAGUGCAGAAUAUGUUCCGCUUCCUCACCAAAACGUCAUCAGAUGAUUGAAUUAAUUGGUUACAGAUGUCAGAGGGUUUGAUGUAGACAUUGAGUGUGUAUCCUGAAAUCAGCCGCCUGACUGCUGCUUGGUGGUUGAAUAGGGCUGACCAGGCUUAAGGUUGUUCUUCAACACGCAUCACCUCUGAGUGGCCCACAAGAUCACUGGGAGGGAGUGCUAAGGACCGUCAGCCCCCGAGUUUGGCAUCUGGACAUGAAGCACCCCACAGGCCGCCUUAAGGGAAUAUCCCAUGACAGCAAAGCGGGAGGUUGGGGGCAGCCAAUGACUUUUCUAUUCCAAUGCCUUCUCUGCCAACUAGUUGUGGUGAUUGUGAUGAAGUAGUAGGCAAAACCUGCAGAGGUUAGUCUGCAAGAAGAAUUCCUCCCUGGCCUCUUAAUACGGUGACCAGUGUAGUCCAUAGCAAGGUCCAGCAACAGCUUUAGGCGGCUCGUAAACCACAGAAAUGGUAACCCUGGCAGUUGGCAGAGCCACAGAAACACUUCUGCGCCUCUUUGCCGUAUCUCUGGAACUGGUAGUCAAAAGGUUUAGCUCUGAGCCUGACGGAACAAGUUUUGUGGUGAAGAAGCCAACCCACAGCUGCCUGUUCAUUGUCCAUUUCAUUGUCUCACAGUUUGGCUCACAGCUGUGGUUCAUAAAAGGAGAGCAGUUUCCUUUCUGGGUGGCAUCUAUUACCUCAUCAUUUUUUGAAUGACAUGAAAUAAUGAUGGAUAUUCUUGCCUCGGGCAUACUCCUUCACUCGGGCUUUGAACUCUUUGUGCUCGAGCGCUUCACCAGAGUAGUCCUAUACAAAGGUGUUGGAGGGUAGGUCUUUUGCUGCUCUCCACAACGCCCCCCCCAGCCUUUCUUUUCUGUCAGAAUGACUUCAACAUCUGCGUGUUUCUUCCUCUGAAACCACCGGUUGGAGCAGUACUCCCUACUGAGGCAUCUUGAGGAACAUUCUAUCAUGAGUAGACGGUUAAGACAGUCUUUUCCAAACGCAACCUCUCCUUGAGAAAUGUGGAAGGAGAAUAGGAAAUCCAGCCUGCCUGACUGGCUGCCGAAGCCACGGCACUGCUGGCCUUAUCAGGGAGUGGACCAGAAGGAAGAGGUUCUCCCUCCCCAGCCCCUCGGAGUGGCGUCCGCAGCCCCGACAGGCAUGUUCCCCAGCAGUCAGUGCAACAAGAGGAGACAGAAGCGCCCUCUCCAGCCAACAGCUGGGCCCACAGCAGUUGCUUCCAGCAGGAAUGAGCCUUUCUGCACACACACACACGUAUAAUUAAUAUUGCUAUUCCAUACUGAUGAUUAUACUGUAUUGAUGAUCUAGAGUAUUUUAGAACCUUGACUGAUGUUGAUUUUUGUUUCAGGAAAGAAAGGGCGUUUUCAAAAAAAUGUUUGGAUUCUUCUUCAGAUCAAAGAAGAAAGGUAUGUCAUAAAUUUAUUUACAAUACAAAUAAGAAAUAGCAAAUAUACUCCAUGGCUAAUCUAUUCUACGGUACCAUUAUGUUGGGAUUACAGUAUUUCUUUUGUGUGUGUGUUUUUGAAAACCAACAAUGUAAGAAUUACCAUGCUUGGCUAGAUCUAAUUCUGCCGAGCUCAGCAUUCUUUCUGCUGACAUUGGACAACCAGAUAUAUGCUAAGCAUAAUUCUUCAAGCAAGACGUAGUUCCGCUAGUCCCCCUUUCUUGGUUACUCCCCAUCAUCUACAGAAUUUGACUAUUUCUUAAUAUGAAAAUUAUGCUCGUGGUUCUUAACAUGAAACUGUUCUUAACCUGAGAUACCACUUUAGCUAGUGGGGCCUCCCGCUGCCACACAAUUUCUGUUCUCAUCCUGAAGCAAAGUUAUUAACCAGAGGUACUAUUUUUGGAUUAGCGGAGUCUGUAACCUGAAUCAUCUGUAACCUGAAGUGUCUGUAACCUGAGGUACCACUGUACUAAUGAUUGUCACGACAUUCUUUGGUAGUAGGCUCCACUGGUGAAUGUGUGUGUGUGUGUGUGUGUGUGUGUGUAAAAACUAACCAACCCAAACCACCCUCCAUUGUUUGCCCUAGAUUCACUGCCUGUCAGUUUCAUCAGAAAUGUUUUGAAAGCAAAUACUUUUACACUCUGCACAUCAUUCAUGAUUUAUUAACCUCUGUCCUUAGGGCAGUUUUUGAUGCCUCAUAAAGGCAAACCCAGAUCUGCCAUUGAAUUGCAUGCUCAGCACAGCUACAGCCAUUCAUGAUUUCCUGAUAAGCAUACAUGCAUUUGUCACUUUAACUCUUUAAUUGUUUGCGUGGGUAUUUCAAAACAGAGGUGCAUCUAAAAGUGAGUUGUGUGGUGUGGCCCUAAGUUGUCUUUUUCGAAAGUCAGACCAGCUGUUGAAACUAGUGAUGCUCAACAUGUUUAGCUGCUGAGGCUAGAAACCUCAAAACAACACUCUCACUGUCAUUGAUCAGGAAGGAGACUUAAAAUUUGGCCUCUGAAUUUUCAUGCACAACUAUUUGCAGCUGGUGUUUGGAGCUUGAAAAUAUGGUUCCCUUUGUGCUGAAUUAGCACUAGCAAGGCUUCCACCAAAUCAUAAAACCCCGUAGCUGGUGGAUCUUGGCUGUGGGCUUGUGCCUUAAAUCUCACUGUUAUUUUCCUUUCCUUUCCUUUCCUCUCUUCAUUUUUUGGCUGAUAAAUCAAUAUGCCUAGAAUAUACAGGCAACCCCCCCUUUUACACGCAUUUGAUAUGUGCACAAUCGUGUAUACGUGUAUCGCGCCAAACCUGGAAGUGACCCAGAAACAUCAUAACGAUACCAAUGAGACAUCACUAAAAGCUGGGCAGAGGUGGGAUGGGAUGUUUGCUCAAAUUUUCACUUAUACACGAUUCCGCCAAUGCAUGCGGUACCUUGGAAUGUACUGUAUUUUUCGCCCCAUAGGGCGCACCGGCCCAUAGGGCGCACCUAGUUUUUUUGGGGGGGAAAUAAAGAAAAAAAAUUCUUCUUCUUACACAUGCAUGCUAUCUUUUUUGGUGAAGUUAUAUUCAUUAACUGGCUUUUCAUUGAAAAGCUGCUGUAGCUUCUGAACUACAAAAGCCUGAGAAAUUCAUUUGGGUAAUGCUAGAUGGCUAGAAGUCUACAUUUUCAAAAAAGUCUUGGUUUUAAGUAUAUGGUCUAAUGCAGUUUCUUUCCCCUUUGCGUGAGGUACCUUUGGUGUCUUUUUCGUGUGAGAGAAAGCUGUCAUAUAUACUUGCAGGGGGAAACACAUAUAUAAGAAGUCAGGCUGAAUAAUAAUGCAGUUCACUGAAAGCAAAUGGCUGAAAGGAAACUUAAAAACCCAAGGCUUAGUCUAUCCUGGCAAUGCAUUCCCUUGAUAGUAUCACUGGAGACUCAGCCAGACCUCUGGCAUUCCUUUUGCAUUUUGUUACCUUACUUCUGCCCUCCCUGAACAGUGGGGACAGAGGGAAGCACGAAGCCUUGGCCUGCAAGCACACGGCCAUGGCACAGAGUACCACCACUGUAGAAGUUGAGUCACGGAAAUUUGCUCACUGUCUCUAUGUCCCGUCUUUGACAUAUGGUGAUAUUUCUUUGAUUACCAAAUUGCCUGGGUAAGAAGCAAUGUUGUAUAUCCAUUGUCAUAUUCAGCUCCCGAUGAGCUAGCGCAUCAAAUAUGAAAGAUGCAUAGGUAAGAUGUCAGGAUUCCCAUGACAAAGCAUUGCGACUGUAAAUGCUCGGUGGUUUUUAACCAGUUAUUUGCUUCACCAUCAGUCAUGAAUAUACAACAUGGUAUCAACAUGCAUUGCAUAGUGGUGAGCUUACAACCAGCAGCACAUUGCUCAGCCAGCAUUCUCCCUGCAAAAAGCUGUGCCAAACCAACAAUAGUUAUUGAUGCAUUAGGGCAGUGAUGGCCAAACUUGGCCCUCCUGAAGUGAAGGACAUGAGGCAGGAGUUGAUAAUGCAGGUGAGCUGCGCACAGGUGAGCUGCAAGCAAGCUGCUGGCCAGCUCUGUGGAGGCUCCUUUUAUUGACACAAUAUGCAAACCCAGGCAGAUACAUUUUGGGCUUUACACAUCUUCCAGUCCCGAGAUCGUGGGGUAGUACAAAGCUAUUCUGGCACCUGUUUCCACCGUGUCAUUUCCCCAUGUCAUUUCCCACCGUGUCAUUUUCAGUGUACAGUGGUGCCUCGCAAGACGAAAAGAAUCCGUUCUGGGAGUCUCUUCGUCUAGCGGUUUUUUCGUCUUGCGAAGCAAGCCCAUUGACGGGAUUAGCGGAUUAGCGCUAUUAGCGCUAUUAGCGGCUUUUAGCGGCUUUUAGCAGCUUAUCAGCUUAUCAGAUAAGCAGAUAAGCGGCAGCGACUUAGAAAAGAGGGGAAAAGGAAAAAAAACCCCUAGGAACUCGCAAGACAUUUUCGUCUUGCGAAGCAAGCCCAUUGCAGAUUCGUUUUGCGAGGCACCUCCAAAACGGAAAACUCUUUCGUCUAGCGAGUUUUCCGUCUUGCGAGGCAUUCGUCUUGCGGGGCACCACUGUAUAACGAAGGAGACAAAGAUCUCAGAGACAAAGGUCACAGACAGGACACCACAGACCACUGAAACCGCAAAAGGUUAGACAGAGGGCAAGAUGUUCAGACAGCUGCGGCUUUAUCUGUGAGGGGGAGUGUGCCCCACACCCCAAGGUCACGUGUGCAGGCAGCUGAGGCUCCCUGCGGGCGGGGAGUGUGCUCCGCACCCAGCGAUCAUUCCUACACCCUCCAGCUGUUUUGGGACUACAAUUCCCAUCAUCCCUGACCACUGGUCCUGUUAGCUAGGGAUGAUGGGAGCUAUAGUCCUAAAACAGCUGGAGGACCAAGUUUGGCCAUCACUGCAUUAGGGCAUCACCUCACAGGGAGACUGUGAGAAUGCUACAAUGCAGUGAGAAGACAAUGUCAAAACUAACUGACUAGAUAAAUAUAAAAAAAUAGAUAAACUGAAGUGUGAAACAUGGGCAAUGUUAUUGCUGAUUGGACAAAUAUACUCAAGGACUUCACUGACAUCCUUUAUUCAACAGCAGAGGGAAGCUGAGUCCAUGUUACAACAUUGUGUAAUCCAGAACGUGCAACACUUGGCAAUUUGAAGCUAUGGGUCUAGUACCUGCACUACUGCAGAGAUUACAUCCUUGUGGAAAAUAUAGCAUGUGUGAUACAUUUCUUAUUAUGGGACACUGUGGAGUGGAUCAGCCGAUAUAGUUAUCUCCUUACCAUUCAAAUGAACACAUCUCAGAGCAGCAGUGGAUUAGCUGUUGGAUGCAACCACACCACCUGAUGAUGGAUGAUUUUGGAAUGGAUGUUAUUCAUUCAUGUGCCAGUUUAGAAAAUAGUCAUGUGGUCUUUCAGGGGUGGUCUCUGACCUACGCUUGUGCUGUCUCAACACGCUCGAUCACACUUCUCUGUGCCAUUACAACUUUGCAAACCUUCAUGCAUGAAAGUUGCUUGUCUUACUGAAUGCCUGGACUUGAACCUGCUGAAGAUGAAGAGCAUACGGCUGUUGGAUUUCAGUGCCAGCAAGCAGCCAUUGUGUCUCCUGGUCUUCCGAACUAUAAAUAUGCCCAAGAGGUGGUAUAUCCUGUCUUAGCAAAAGAAACAAAAACCAGCAGAAGCUCUCCACUUGAGACAUUGCUCUCCAGCCCAUCCAUUAGUUUCAUACCAAAAAGAGUACCACGCUUAGAGAAAUCCAAAGAGCUCAAACUAUGCUCUGUUUGAGAGCAGUGGCACACUGGAUAAUUAGUUACCUAUUUGUCAUUUUUUCCUGGAUGAAUCUGGGCACCAUUGCAUAGUAGGGUCACUUGGAACUGGCUCAAGAAAGCUUUGUUUGAUUCAUCUAGAAUUCCUAGAAAACCUCAAUAUUACAGGAGGACCAAGAACAUCAGAAAGACUAAUAGACCUUGCAGAACUGGUGGAACUAACAGGAAAAAAUAGGAAACCAACAUGACGGACUAUUCAUGGAAGGAUGAAUAUCUGAAAAAGAUAGCGUACAUGGAUGAAAUGGCUAGCAGGAUUUGCAAUACGAGCAGCGGAAGGAAAAUGAUAACAUAUGAAAUAGAAGAUAUGUCUUGGGGAAACUUGUAUUAGAAUGCAGUAUGCAAAUAGGAUGGGAUUAAGAAAAGCAUGCAGGGAAAGGUGGGAAGUCAAAGUUUAAAGAGAAAUGUAUAACAAAUUUGAAAUCUGGAAUUUAUAUGUUAAAGAUUUUAAAGUUUAAUAAAAAUUUGGCACACACAUAAAGAACAUCAGUAGGGCUGCUGGGUAACAUCAGUCCUUGAUCAUCAUGACCUAGUGAGAUGAGGGUUCCAGAACCUUGCAUCACUGCACCACUUAGCUCUUACUUCCUCAUUACCUGGACUCCAUUUCAUUUACAGUUACAUUUUUUGUUCACAGGUGAGGAGACUUUAUUAGCUGGAAGUGCUGAAUCUGUGGUAGGAACUGAUAGCCACACAAGUAAUGUCCAUGGCACCACUCAACCACCCCCUGUAGCUGAAGUGCCACAGAGUCCCUCUACCAGAAUGGACAGUAAAGAAAAUGAGGGAGAUACAGACAGCAUUGGUUCCCCAGAAAUGGAGGGAGAAGAUGCACCAGCACAAUUUGUACCUAAGAGGAGGGAGAUGCAGGAAGAAGAUGAACCAUCACACCUUGUACCCAAUGAGAAGACAGGACAUAGUGAUCAGCCAGAGGACCAAGCGGACUCUGUCAACAUGCCAGAACAACAGCUGAUGCAGAAUGAUGCAACUGGAGAUGUAAAAGCCAUCAGCCAGGAUGGUGAGUUGCCACAUACAGGGAGAAUGCGCUGUGCUGUCUGCCAGAGCAGAAAUGGGAUGCCACUAUGCAUGUGCUACGACCUUGGUCCCACCCAACUCUACAACUCUAUGAUUCAGUGAUUCUAACUGUUAUUGACAACUUUCAAGUGAAGACUGUGCUCAUUGGGGAAGUUGCUUUGUUCCCUCUCUCAUGGGUUUUGUUUCAACCAAAACUUGCUGGAAACUCAGCUCCAGCACCUCUCAGGUGGGCGCCAUUGCCAUUAUAAGAGAACAAGGGAGGUGUUCAUGGUGAGCUCCAGCACAUCUUUCUAGAAAAAAAUGACACUGCUCUCACUGAUGGCCAAAUCAAACUAUGGGAGUUGGCAAAUCAGUCUCGUUCAGAGUUAGGAAUUAGCAUGCAUUUGGAACUCUUGUCCCUUCCAGAUACUUUGCCUCUUGUUAAUGAUGAUAGUUGGUUUACACCAGACUUGCUUUCUCUGUACGGCUUUGCACAGCCACCUGUAGAGCAAACUUGAAGGAGCUUUAAGAGUAUGCUUGGGGUGCCAGCCAGAUUGGGCACCUAGCUAGCACUCUGGACUUCUGACUAAUAAUGGUACACAACAGCUUCUCCCCUCUUAUUUCGUUUUUUGCUUCUAGUGUGUCGAAUUGAAUACGGGUAUAAUAAAUAGAUCAGCUCAGAAUAUAUUGUAGUGCAUAACGUUUACUUUUCUGAGUAAAAGUCUCUAUUUUCUUCCUCCUGCUCCCUACCCCAAAAAUUCAUUGCAUUCCUCGAAAUAUCUCUAGUGUUGGUAAUCAGCGCGUUUGGUCUGCUGGCUUAGGCAGAGAUGCUAAAAUACCCUAAAGUUAAUUUUGUAAUUCACGAAGCCUCACUAUGUUAGAAUCUGUGUAAUAAUGACAACAGCCUAUUUACUCUUCCUCUCACACAUAGUUUUCAUUUCUUGGUUGAUUAACUUUAGGUAGAUAACUGAGUAUUAUGAAUGUAAUGAGAAGAAGAAAAAAUCCAUUGUGCUUUCAAUUACUUCCAAUAGUGAAAAGGUAUAAUUAUAGAAGCUAGGAGGGUAAGUCCUCUGUAUUAUUUUGUUUAUAUUGCAGAUGAAGCUGCAGUACUGUGUUUUCCAUUAGAGCGGCCUAACGCUUUCCAUCAGAACAUCCUAUUUUCAUUUCCGUCACCAUGUUGUAGAAGCAUUUCAGGUCUGCCUCAGGCUGCAAACUUCAGCAGUAAUGAUUAUGUCAUUUCCAGGAAUGUGAUUAUGCGUAAAAAACCCCAAACCUUCCUCCUGAUAGGCAUAUGCCUUCUUUCACUGAGCUCUCACGCUUCCACCCAUUGGACCAUGGAUUUAUUAUUUAUUCCAUCUCACUUUCUAGCUUCUGUCAUCCCCAGGCCUUGGGGCAAAUCACAGCUAAAUAAAAAGAAAAGAAAGCUUUGCCACACCCAGGGUGUUGUGCGCAGAUGUUUCCAAGGCUGCAUUCUGUGUGUACUUCAAAGUCCACUUAAAAGGCAUGGGGCUUAACUACAAAUUACAUAUACUUAUACACUAGCAUGCAAGUUUGCUAAUUUUUAAGCAUAGAUGGGAGAGGGUAUCGACCGUUCUUGCUUAUGUGUGCUGCUAUAAUGAUUUUGAUUAUGGGAUUACAUUUCCCCCUCUAAGGGAUCACAGAGAUGUUCUGCAAAAAAGGUAUUAACAAUAAUCUGGGAAUGAAUUAGCAUUUUAUAAUGAAUGAGCCGUCAGUUGAAGGAUUCUGCCUCAUUUGUUGAACAUGCUGGAAGGUGUGUAGCAAAUGAAAUAGGAGACCGCAUAGGCCGACGGGUAGUGGCUGUUUGUAGGUUAGAGAUGUGAACGGAAUAAUGUAGUACUGUAUUAAAAUCCCCAGUCCCAUUGACAACCAACCUACAGAGACCUAGGUUGCUCAGUCAUGAAUUUCUAGGUAGAAGCAGACUUCUUUAAAAAAACAACAACUGAAAAUCAGUGCCCUGCUAUGGCAUGUAACACAACUUAUCCCAUGUAUUGAUAUUGUUAUGCUGUUUUUCUCUGCCAAAAAAUGGCCAGUGAUUGGAAUCAAGGAAAUCCACAGUGUUGUCAGCACGUAGGGUAAUUUUUACUAGGCAUUGCAUGAAGCUGACAUCACACUGUAGACACACUGUUAACAGGAUCAUUAAUUCUCUUGUCUCUGGUGAUCUUGAGUCAGCAGCUGUCUCCCAACCAAAAUUAUCCUCACAACAAUCCUAAGAGUUAAAAUUGAUUAACACACCAUCUACACCACCAUUAGGUUGUCUGGAGCAAAGGCAGAAUACAAAGGAACAAAUCAAUAACUCAAUUUCUAAUUUUAACUGAUAUUUAUUUGCAUUGUAUUGAGUUCCUUGAACACCACUUAGAGACGACUAUAAUUAAGUAGUAUAUAAAUUGUUUAAAUAAUAAAAGAAUUAAAAAUAUUGCUAAGCUUGAGUACAACAGGGAAAUUUAUUUAAUUCAGCUUUUCCUUGUUUCUUCCUCACGUCCUCCUGGAUGCCUAAAUAUAAUGUGGGACUUUCCCCCCCUGAAGUUUUGUGUACAACUAGACAUGUAAAGUCGGGGGAAGGAGGUAUUUUUUGUCCGCCAUUUUUCAAAAUAUUCAUCCAAAAUAUUUUCUCACGGAAUGAGUGAAAUGAUUCGUAACGUAAGACUCUACCCAUUCCAAAUCUAUAGUAUUAAAGGAUGAGAAUUGCUGUGUAGAUAUAUACAAUAGUUAAAUCCAAAUGCUUUUGUCUACCCAGAGGGUUAUUUUUAUGAGAGGAGCAUAUAGGGCAGCGGUUCUCAAUCUGUGAGUCCCCAGAUGUUGUUGGACUACAACUCCCAUCAUCCCUGAGCUCUGGCCUUGCUAGCUAGGGGUGAUGGGAGUUGUAGUUCAACAACAUCUGGGGACCCACAGGUUGAGAAAGGCUGAAAUAGGGCCUUCGUUUUCUUGUGAAUUACUACUUUCCUUCUUCUGGUGGCCUUUGAUCUACUUUGUAAGUACUGUCUUGCAUUUCUUGCCCUUUUGAUCUGUCCCCUCUUCUUGGGAUGGUAACCCAAGCAAGGGAAGGUCAGAAGUUCCUUGGAGAUGAAUGUGUGUCAGUUCAGGACCACAGACAGUGCUCUUAACAGCUGAGGCCACAUUGCAUCAGCAAGGCCUUGAAGUAACUGGCUGAGUUUUACAGCAGGGCUAGGUAGAUACUGACCGGAGCCCUUCCCCAAUGAUGACUCCUGGCCAGUUAGAUGGGCUGAUGUCUUAUGCAGCCAUUAGCUACUUCAAGGUAAUGGGGUUUUAACCUCUGUGGAAGUCUCAUCAGGGCUCCCUUGAUCCUUCAAGGAGUCUGUGGGUGUUUAAUCGUUUAGUCGUGUCCGACUCUUUGUGACCCCAUGGACCAGAGCUGCCAGGCACUCCUGUCUUCCACUGCCUCCUGCAGUUUGGUCAAACUCAUGCUGGUAGCUUCGAGAACACUAUCCAGCCAUCUCGUCCUCUGCCGUCCCCUUCUCCUUGUGCCCUCCAUCUUUCCCAACAUCAGGGUCUUUUCCAGGGAGUCUUCUCUUCUCAUGAGGUGGCCAAAGUAUUGGAGCCUCAGCUUCAGGACCUGUCCUUCCAGUGAUGUCAAACUCUGCACUGUAAAGCUUCCUAGCCAACCAGCAGUACAUGGACGGAGAGGGGUGGGAGCAUGCAGGACUGGGCAAAAGCAGCUGGCCUCCCAGUGCUCUCACCACAGCCACAUGGAGAAAGAAGGUGUCCAGUGGGAGAAAAAGAGGAGUUUAGAGUGAGGUACUAGUUGGGAGUUUGGGAAUGGAGGUAUAGCAGUAAUAGGAAUGCUGUACAAGAGUGGUCAGGAGAGUCUGGGACAACAGUUCUAACAUUAGAAGAAAGAUGGAGUCUGAGAACUUUCCAUUCAUGUAAGGCUGUUUGUGCCCCCCACCCUGCCCAGUUGUACUUACAAGCUACAUACAUAAAGUGGAUAUUGGCUGCAAAAAGUUUCCAAAGAAACUCGCAAAGUCUGGUGCUGUUCUCAUAGAAAAAAUAUAGUUUUGGAUGGUAGCAAGCAAGGCUCCUAUUGCCUGAAACCAACUGAAGGCGUAUGCACCUUUUACUUAUAGAGUUACUUGUGUUGUGAAUAAUCUUCAUGUUAAUUUAUUGCAUUUACAGUUAUCGAGAAAUACAGUUUAGUCAAUACUCGGAAGCACCGAGUUCAGAGGAGAGACACUGUUAACUGCAAGACCAAUGUGAAGCUGGCUUUCAUAUUUGAAUAAACACUUAUCUAAUUUUUAGAUCAAAAUGAAGAAGCAAACGAAGAUUCGAGAAAAUUAGAUACAAAAAAACCGUCUUACGAUAAGAAAAACGAAGAUUUUGAUGCAUAUGAUUACAACUGAGGGGGCUAUUUUGAACACCUUGCCAUCUGUUACAAAGGUACAGUAUAUACUCAUUGUGUCUCGCACACAAUUUGUAGAAAUUUCCUACAUUCCAGUUAUUAAAUCUAACUUUUAACUAUAGAUACAGAUAUUGCUUAAUUAUUGUUAGUGAUUUAGUAUAAAGAUGUAGGGAAUGGCCCAUAGAACUGAUUUUCAUAAGUGUUUUCUUAUUCUUAAAACAAUUAUGGGUGUAUUUUAAGAUGGCACUAGUCUAGCCCUAGUCACUGAAACAUUGUCAUUUGUAUUUUAAGUACUGAGGGUGCACUGUAUGGCAGUUAAAUCUGUAUGAAAUAUGACAGUAAAAUAUGAAUUAGUAGCGGUGUUUUGUGUAAUGCCAUUUUUUCCCUUUUUUUAAGGAUUUUAAUGUUGGAGCUCAUGAAACAUCUUGUUUAUCACUGGAGGUACCAUCACUAUCAUUUAAAUAUAUUUAAAGAGUGCCAUCUUUCCAGCACAAAUAGAAAUGUAAACUUUAAUUAUGGGUUAUGUUUUCCUUAUUUGUUGGUGAAUAUAUACUGCUCCCCAUUAAGGUAUGGUGAGAACGAAGGUCUUAAAAUAUUUAGCAAAACUGCAGCAUGCAGUGAUUUUCACUAUUCAAGUUGUUGACGAUUAAUUCUUUUUAUAAUUUCCUGAUGAAUUAUUUUUUUCUGUCUGCCUAAUCAGCUGUCCUGCUGUGAAAUAUAAUUGCACUUGCACGAAAAUUACCAUCUCAUGAGAUGAACGAGUUUGAUGAUUAAAUUUGGUAGAAUGAAGUAAUAACAUUCAAACACUAAAGUAGAAUGGCAUGCUGAUCCCUUUGCCGCAGUUUGAUGGCAUUUCUAAAAGAACAGAAUAUGUUUUAGGAACAAUUCAGUUUGACUCACAACAGAGCAGAGAAAUUUUAAAGUAAGCCACAAUCUCUUGGAAAACGAAAGAACUUCACCUCUGUUAAAUAAAAAAAUACCAGCCUUGAUUUGUGGUCAUCCAAAUAUAGCUCACCAAGGGUGUUUUUUUUAAAAAAAACCAAAACCAAAAUCUCUCAAGUCUGAUAACAAAACAUAUUUGCUGGUAUAUGCAAUUACUAAACUGCAUCUGAAGUACAGUAGCAGCCUGGCAUUCGUAUCAGUAGGAGACAGACUUCUGUUCAAAUAACGUGAAUUAUCUGUUGUUUUAUCCACAGAGAGCAGAUACAGUUUUCUACCCAUAUUUUCCCGAAUGAUAAGCCCUAGUGUUUUUUCUCCUUGUCAUUUUUUAACGAAGUUCAUUAUUUUUGAACUUGUAGCUCUCUCCCCCCCCUCCACAAAUGAAAUACAAAUAUUUGAUGCAGAGCUAGCCAAAUCCUAGAUGAGAAACAACAGGCUCAAGACUACAGAUGUGAACAGCUUUUGAAACUAUUUAUUUCUCAAGCUUGUCUGUCAAAAUGUCCUUGGUAUAUACAGAAUAAAGCGAGUGGCCACCAUGUUUCAUUAGAUAAUGCCUAGGAGACAGAGCCAGACUCAAUACUUCACACAAUCUAGCUCUUUCUUGCUGAUUAUUCCCCCUGAAAGGAGAAUAUCUAAGAGCAGUGCCAGAAGGAAGGAGGGUGAGACAAGCUAGUAGCUGCUCUUUUUACUUGGAGGGCAUCAUUUUCACAUUAAAAAUUGUGACUGAAUCAGGAAUAAGACUGCUGCGGUCCCAAGAUGCUUCUUACUUUUCUAGUUAACUCCAUCAGAAUCGAGUAGACUUCAGGGAAAACGUGUGGGUGGGUGGUUUGCAUACCCAGGAGAUGGGUUACUCAGGAGUGCCUUUUAACAGAUUUGGGUGUAGGACAUCCAGAGCCAUUCCUGUGCCGAGAUAGUUUGGCUGUUUUGGGCCCUAGCAUUAGUAAUUUCAAGUUUGAAACCAGUUACCAGCAAAAUUUAGACAGGCGCCUAACAUAGUGUUGUUUAGGUACCUAUGAAACACACUUUUGUUUCAGAAGGCAUUUUUCGUGAGUUGUGGCCCAGUCGUGUUUAGGACGUCUGUAGAAAUGGUCUUGUUAUUUUUAGAAGUUGGUUUUGUGUAUGUGUGUGUGUGUUUUAUCUCAUUUUUAUCUUGUAUAUGGCUUCAGAUCAUAGAAGCCAACUCCUUGGAGCUGAGAUCCCUUUGCAUCCCCCCAAUAAAAUAUCUGAGGCACGCCCCCCAAAGUUAAUGGACAUUACCAUUCAAAGGGUGUGCACGCACCACAUGUUGUUAUCGAUUAUGAGAGGUGGGACAUACUUGGGUCGUCCCCCCAAUAUUUUAUUCAAGUUGGCACCCCUGCUUCAGAUUAUGAAUGUGAAAAUAUAUAAGUAUACUACCUUGGCUCUUACAGAAAUCUAAUGUUUGGGACAAAGCUUCUCUAUCUCCAAAAUGCACUUUCCCCUUCUGGACCUGCCUUCACAAUAUUGUUUUCUGUAUUGAACAAUGUUUUCAGGCUUUCUCAGACUGCUUUUGUGUAUGAGGUCCAAUGUCAGGGUUAGCUUGGCAGUAAAAUAUGAAUCAGUGAAAGCUUGUGUCAGGGAGUAAGCCAGGAGAUGAAAAACGUUGCCUUACUGACCAAGUAAAGUGAUGCUUUUGGUAUAACACAGCUGAUUGGCACCUUCUGUUUUGUUUCCUCAUUUGUAAAUAAAAUAUAUUAUUUAUUUAUUUUAUAUUUCUACACUUUGCAAUCUCAGGGAAGAACACAGACCAAAUCAAUAGCCCGCUUAGCUCAUUGUGUGAGAUAUAAAAAUAAAAACAAUAUAAAUUUAGAACAAAUUGGCAAGCACUUACUGAAUACAGUCAUACCUUGCUUGUCGAACUUAAUCUGUUCCGGGAGUCCGUUCGACUCCUGAAACAGUUCGAAAAGCAAGGCACGGCCUCCAAUUGGCUGUAGGAGCUUCCUGCACUCAAAUCAGAAGCCGCGUCGGGCAUUCAGCUUCCAAAAACCUUUUGCAACCUGGAACACUCACUUCCAGGUUUGCGGCGUUCUGCAGCCAAAACAUCCACGUACCUAGGCAUUCGACAACCAAGGUUCGACUGUAUAGCAAGGACUUCAUCCCCCCCCCCGCCACCUUAAUUUUUGAUUUUGUAAAUUCCCUUUGAAAUAGAAUGCAAUUUUGCAUUUAAUUUUGCAGACAUUUUGUAACUGUAAUUUUGCAGAUGUUCUAUUUAAUUCCAGACUUUUAAACAUUUUGUAAAAUCGUAACUAUUGGUGUUGUUUUUCAUAAAGGAAUUAAAAAUCAAUAUAGAGCAUAAUUAAAACCUACAAGUUAAAAGCUAAUCUGAUAACAGUUACAACAAUAGGACUGUAGAAGCACUUAUAUUUUUAUUUUCCACCCUUCAGACAAGUUUGAACUUCUCAAAUCAAACACAUACACACACUCAUGAGAAAUAGAUAAUGUGGCAGGGUCUCUAAUUUAUAAGGUCGUCUCACACUUAGUGACGUGUUUAUUAAAACUAUAAAAAAGUCUUACAAUAAUUAAACAUUAAUGAAGUGAAAACGCUUCCAUGCUGUAAGAAGGAUACCCUUUUGUGUGCAUUCUGGAUAUCCUUUAACAGCACGUAUGAAAAAGCUGAGUAUGCAGUUGCUGUUUUUAAAUAUCAAUUUAUUGGCAAAGUAAAUGUGGGAAAGCUAUUGACACAUCAGUGGAGUAGUCCUUGCAGCUAGAUAAUGCUGUUGGGAGUCAUUGUAGGUGAAGAAGGACUUUCUGACAAGGUAGCAGAGAUAAACAGGAUUAUGAAUUAUCUAUAGAGCUCAGUUGGCUCAAAAGCAGGCUCACCUGACAUUAGCAUCUAAAUUCUGGGAUGGAAUCUGAAUGGGAAAACUGAAGUGGAAUGCAAGGACUAUAUAUAUAUAUAUUAUCACUGAUUGACCUUGGUGUGUUUGAGGCUAAAAACUGGGCCUGAGCAUAUGAAGGUGAUUAAUUUGGCAAAAAUAGUUUGGAGUUGCACAUAAUGAGCAACCUGUAGCAACAUUUCCUUACCUCUGGUGUUCCAUGUCCUGCAUCUGUUUCUUUGUCAGUCAGCAGUCACCUGUUUGUUUUAUUAUCUGAUAUAUUUCUUUUCAGUACAGUGGUACCUUGGUUUAAGAACAGUCCGGUUUAAGAAUGAUUUGGUUUACAAACUCAGCAAAACCGGAAAUAGUGUCCCGGUUUGAGAACUUUACCUCGGUCUAAGAACGGAAUCCGAACAGUGGAAGGGAACCAGCGGUGGGAGGCCUCAUUAGGGAAAGCGCGCCUCAGUUUCAGAACGGUUUCGGUUUAAGAAUGGACUUCCGGAAUGGAUUAAGUUUGUAAACCGAGGUACCGCUGUAUUUGUAUCCUUCCCUUCAGCACAAGGUCACAGGGUGGGUUACAGCUUAACACAAUGUAUACAAUAGGAAAUACCAACAUACCUAGCUUGACGAAACUUAAAAUCAACCAUUUCAAAAUACCUUGCAUAUCUUGAAGCAUUGGCAUCAUCUUGGCAAGACUAAAAUUUUAGUUUCCACUUGCUGCUAGAACCCACUCAAAAGUAGGAGCUUGCCUGAUCUCGUGCUAGUGCUCCCUGCUUUACCCAAUCUUUUUGCUUGCCAUCAGCUGCCAAAAUUAGUGUACUGAUUGGUUCACAAUAAAAGAAGCCAGUUGACCUUGCUGUGCUGGAGUUUAAAUUCCCUGUGGACAUGCCCCCCUUCGGCGCUGAAUGGUUGGAGAAGCUCGGAGAAUCAUUGGAGAAGCACCAACAGCGCAGGGAGAUGACGGCAGGGAGCCCACCAGUCUCCAGCCCUUGGCUGGAUGACGCAGUACCCAGGGCCUGGCUGCAACGCCACCCACCAAAUAAGGUAACCAGACACAUCAAACUAUCACCUUUAUACAGAUUUACAGAAUUCUUUUCAGGAGUUGGAGUUGGCUCAGUUCAAAUGAUUUAAGUGUGGUGGUGAUUAAGCCUUGGUGAUAUUUCGUUAUGGAAACAUUUUGCAUCUGAUGAGCUCUUAAUAAAACUUAACUUCCAUGUGCUCUCAGGAAAACGAGUUUCCAGCAAAGCCGUCCUUUUCUGGGGUGCCAAGCAUUCUCACUGACACGUUCAGAUAAAUUACAAAGGGUUUACCAGCUUGCCUUGUGUCAUAAUGUGCCUUAAGAAGUGCAGUCUGGCUAGCUCCUCCAUGGUCAGCGGUUCUCAACCUGUGGGUCCCCAGAUGUUGGACUACAACUCCCAUCAUCCCUGAGCUCUGGCCUUGCUAGCUAGGGAUGAUGGGAGUUGUAGUCCAACAACAUCUAGGGACCCACACGUUGAGAACUGCUGUCCUAGGUGAUUGGUUGGUGUAUCUUUGGUGCUGGCAGUGUUACAGGUGCCACACAAGUCUUGUUCUGCAGUUGUAAGAAAUUUAACUUUGAAUAUGGCAGCAAAGGUGCCAGCCUGAUGUCCAUGGGGAGUUCCACUGGCUGGCAACACUGCUGUCCUCACUGUACCUGCUUGGAGCAUUUUUGUUAGGUAAGUCCAUUAAGACAUAUGCUGAGAGCCAGUGUGGUGUAGUGGGUAAGAGCGGUAGUCUCGUAAUCUGGGGAACCGGGUUCGCGUCUCCGCUCCUCCACAUGCAGCUGCUGGGUGACCUUGGGCCAGUCACACUUCUCUGAAGUCUCUCAGUCUCACUCACCUCACAGAGUGUUUGUUGUGGGGGAGGAAGGGAAAGGAGAUUGUGAGCCGCUUUGAGACUCCUUAAAGGGAGUGAAAGGCGGGAUAUCAAAUCCAAACUCUUCUUCUUUAAUAUAUUUUAAUGUUAAUUUUAAUUAUUUCAAAAUGCUUUUAUUGGGUAGCAGUUUUUAUUGCUGAUUUUAAUAUUUAUUGUAAACCAGUUGGAGAAUUUAUUACAAUCACGUGGUAUGUAAAUUUUCUUAAAUAUACUAAAUAUGUCGCCGUGUCAUCUGAAAUUCCUUUUAGCAAUUCAUUGAGAAGACAAAUACUUCUGGUGAAGCAUUAAUGCUUACUACCUUUCUCCAAUAAUUACUACAGAUCUAGGAAAACAGGACAAGAAGUUUUGGUUCCCAGGAGAAAUAAUUUAUCAGAACAGCUCCCAGUGAUUUCUGAAAUUGAUUUUGAAAAGAGGGCUCACAGUGGCAUAUUAAACUGUUUUGAAGUAUUGUUAGCUGUGAAAUUGAGUUCCAGCGGGAAGUUCGGAAUGCCUCCCCACACCCCCAAGUAAUGCAAUGGUAUAUAGUCUUCUGCCUUCACCCAAAAGGAAAUCAGUGCACAAUCUGGUGAUAACAGAAUACAUGAUGCAAGGAGGGAGCUGUAGCCCACGAUAGGAAAAGAGGUGGCAAGGGAACACCUAGCUAUGUUAAAUGAAUUAACAUCUCCAGGGCCUGAUGAGCUGCACUUUAGGGUAUUUAAUGAGCUUGUGUAUUUAAUCUAUAGACAGAUUACAUCUUUAAAGGGGGGGGGGGGGAGAGAGAAGACCUAGAUAACUACCAACCGGUCAGCUCGACAUUAAUACCAGGAAAGGUCCCAGAACAGAUAAUUAAACAGACAGUCUGUGAGCACUUUGAAAAGGAUGCCAUAAUUACUAAGACCCAGUGUGCCCUGUUGGAAGCUUACAGCGCCUGCUGUGGCCGCAGAGACCGAUACAGGAGAAAAUGUUUUGUUGCAGCUAGGGCAGAUGAAGGUUGAGCUGCUGCAGAUGCACCGUGGCGUUUUUUUCUCUCUGCGUUCCUCCCAGUGGUCAUUUCUCCUCUGGUCAUUGCUAUGGAUGAUGAACCUGACUGUCUCCAUGCACUGCGGUCAUCUGCAAGGGAUUCUCACAUGGUGGAGUUGAGGUUGCCAGCCUUCAUGUCAUGUUUGCAGAAAUAUUUGUAAUGCAGAGUUGGUCUGGUGCCUGAAGCCAGCUCCCUGUAAAGCACAUCCUGGGGGUGGGGCAGGAUCCUGCUAUCUUCCAUUGUGUGGAUGUGACCUGAGACAAGAGUGUGAACAUACUGUGAAUGUGUGCUUGGGAGAGCACAUCUUUGACAGACCGUCCUGCCACGUGUUGCCCAAAAUCUUUUCCCAUGGGGAUUUACAGCUAUCCCACAUGGUACAGGAACAUCAUUCCAAGAUGCAAACUUUGAAUAAUAUGCUGCAAACUGUUUUGAUAGCCUCUGGAACUUCCCUAGAGAAUGUGUGUGAAAAAAUAACAUUCUUCAUAUCCAUUAUGUAGGUCACAUUCUGAUAAUAUUAAAUUAGUGUGUGUGUGGGGGGAAAUAAACAUAUGAGUCACCAAUUAGCCAGUUAGAUUAAAGACCCCUUACUGGUGUGAGUAUAAAAGGAAAUGAGGAUAUAUUUUCAUUUUUUAUAGUCCCUCCAGUGAAUGGUCAAUUAAUCUUGAUGAUGAUAAAACUGCUAAAGUGUAACGGCAUAAGAGUCCUUGCUCAGUGAUGUAUGCAUUUCACUCCAACCUAGUUCAAACAUAGGCUCUCUUCUGACUGAUAACCGUCAGUUUUGUGAUCAGAGCCAGAUACAUCACCACGUCGUUAAUGACGAAAUAUCUAGCUCAGUCGCAGACAAAACAAAUCUUUUAGAUUAGUUUAAACAAGAAUCCUAUCCAAAAAAAUAAGCACAAGGAAGCUGUAAGCUAUUUAAAAAUAAAAUCCUGAGAAUUUUGGAAAAGAGCUAUCCAGUUGUGUCCUGUUUAUUGCAGGAUGCAGUAGCAAUUCACUGGGGGCCCUCCAGAUAAAUUAUCGUAAAUGACAUUUAUUUUCUAGAGUUAUAGAAAAUGUGCUGCCAUCAACUUGGGAAGGUAGCCCAUCUAGGAGAAGGAAAACUCUGACCUUAAACCUUGUGGGAUAUCUUCGGGAGAAGAAAAGGCUAAGGGGUAAAUCCUACACAAAUCCAGAGUGGAGUCGCUAAGAUGGUUGGAUGGCACCUUGUAUGUCUCCUUCUGGCAAGUCCUACAGCCAAGCAUUGCUCUGCUUUCCUUUGGACCACAUUUGGGAGGGAGGGGGAGAUCUUGUCAUCUGGGCAGCCCAGGACCUCUGUACACACUGACUAGGCUUACACCCUGGUGGGUAAGUCUAAUGCAGUGGUUUGACUUCAUCCCUCCCCCCCAAAGGCGCACUCCACUGUCUCUUGAGACUGACGGAUGCCAACAAGCUGUGAUGUAUAACUGUUCUAAAUAGGUUGCACCCUUCUUUAGAAAUGGGGGUGGGUGGGUCCAUAAAUACAUUUCCUGCACAUAGAAAUCUGGCACACCAGGCUCUUCUCUCUGAUAUGCUAACUUUCCACGGGCAGGAUAUUUCUAGUAUGUGAGGAGCUUGAAGCAUAGAAACCUCCGCUUGCAUUAAGAUGUGGUGCAGUCCGAUGGGGAGCCUAGCUUCAGGUAUUUUUUAGGAUGUCCUGCUCUGAGACUUGCCCACAUUGUUUGUGCAGCUUUCACAAACAUAGAAGGCAAUUUGUGCAUAGUUUUGGGGAAGAGUAGGUUGGGUUGUGUGCGUGCAUGCGUGUACAUAUCUCUGCCAAUUAUUCUGAUGAAAUUGCUGUGUUAAUUCAGCUUUAGUCUCUCAUCUGCAAUGAACAGCAUUUGUUUUCGCUCUUGAUGCUGCUGCUUGAUCAUGCUUUCACACACUGUUUAAAUAUGAAGCAAAAUCAGCAUGCACAGACUCUGACAGAUAAUCUCUUGCAUCCAGAAGCAAGUAAGAUGGAACAGAGAGGAGCUAUAUUCUGCCAUACAGAACUAGAUUUGAACAGCGCUAGUUGCUGUUUGGUUAAUAGAUUCGUAUCAGGCAUUUUAUUCACCAAGUAGCUACUUUUUACAUGCUGCAUUCUAAGAUAAAGAAGGAAGAAUGGUGUAACAGCUACCAGCAGUCAGUUUCCAAAAUCCCAGCCUGAACCAAACAUUGCUAAAGCUGAGCAUGUGGAUUCUGGUGACAAGAAAAUAAUAAUAAUGGCUUUGGGAUGCUUAAGCUACCAGGUAGCUCUUUUGGUUAUGAUCUGAACAUUUUCCUGAAAAUGUACCCUAGAGGGGGACCACAAUCCCACUCAGUCCCUAGGUCAGAAAGCAAGAUUCUACCAAGAUAAGUUAAAGAGAAAAAGACAUGAGAUGCCACCUGCCUUUGAAAAAACAUUUUAGCAUUUUAGAGUUCAUCCUCUACCAGGUGGCUCUGAGAAGAAAAGUGUACCUUCAGAAAUCCAGAGGAAAUGCAGUAUGAGAUGAGAUGGCCUAUUACCAUUUCUUAGAUAUUAAUAGAAUUAAAUAUGAGCAAAAUUGGGAAAGCAAUAUAUUUCUCUCAUAUAGUAGCUUAGGGCAAAACGGACCUAAUGGAACUAAGUGUUUGCUCUCUUUUUUUGGAUUGGGUGCUUGUUCAACCAGAGGAGGAAGAGCUCAUUUUUCUAAGGGUCAUUUCUGAAGUUAACUGGUUUUCUUUCCCACAGCUUACCUUCACAAUGCACACAAAUACUUUCACAUUAUUUUGUUUCACUGAGAAAUGACAGAUGCUCAUUAACAUGCUAUUCGGUCCCACAGUUUCCCAGGGAUCAUUUUCUCUUCAUUUCCCCCUUCCGCAAAGAGCUUUAUAAUCCACGAGGUACUUACUCCAGGACAGACUUACUGUAGUCAGUAGGCCUCCCCCUGCAUAAGAAAUAGGAGGUUUUCUGUUUUCUCUAGUGUAUCUCUGCACCCUUUCACAUCCAUGCCAAGCACACAGAAACUGUGGAAUUGUGAAAUCCGAUCAGUUGCCCAACAUACAUUCAGCUUACCUUUGAGAAGUAUGGUCAGAUCACGUUGCAGGAAGAGUCUAAUUGGUUACCUCACUGGUGUGUGUGACUGUAAAAGGAGUAAGGUCAGGCAAUUAGAUUAUGUUAUGAGUCACAAUUUCUGCGCUGGCUUCAGCAUUUUUAGAAUGUGCAAUCAUCCAUUUCAGCAUCUGCAAAUUGAACAUUAUAGGACCAGAGUUCCCAAACUGGUCAGCUGUGUGUCUGUGAAACUAGAGUGGAAAACCAUACAACAUCUAACACUUGGGGGGAGUUUGGGAACCAGUGUCACAGUAUAUAGAAGCGUUUCCCAAACUUGGGUCUCCAACUGUUUUUGGAGUACAGCACCCAUCAUCCCUAGAGAGCAGUACCAGUGAUCAGGGAUGAUGGGAACUGCAGUUCAAAAACAGCUGUUUGGGAAACACUGGUUAUAUAUAAUCGAAUCCGCUCGAUGGUGGUGAGCUCCUGUUGCUCUGUACCAGCUUCUGCUAACCUAGCAGUUCAAAAGCACACCAGUGCAAGUAGAUAAAUAGGUAUCAUUUUAGCGGGAAGGUAAAUGACGUUUCCAUGCGCUCUGGCACUAGUCAUGGUGUCUUGUGCCAGAAGCAGUUUAGUUAUGCUGACCACAUGACUUGGAAAGGCUGUCUGCAGACAAACGCUGGCUCCCUCAGCCUGAAGUGAGGUGAGCGCUGCACCCCAUAGUUGCCUUUGACUGGACUUAACCAUCCAGGGGUCCUUUACCUUAUAUGUUCAGUGUAUUUAAAGUAUGCCUUUAAAGGCUUAUUUUACCAUGGGGUAGGCGCCCACUAUUUUAUCACACAUUUUCCUUACAUGUAAGUAGAGUAGCUCAAGGCAUCUGUGCUUUACCUAUCUGUUCUACUAAAUAAGAUGCAGAUUGCAAUGAAUUCCUUGUUAUCUUGAACAAUCGAACAUGAGAACCACUCGGGUCCACUGGGCAUAGCAUGUGACCUGGGUCCACAUUCCUGUCCCUUCCCAUCCUUCUCUUCUGCCAGUCUUGCACAAAUCUCUCUGCCACUGUUUACCAGUGCCUGGUUGUAUUAUUAUUAUUAUUAUUAUUAUUAGUGAUAAAUCUCCAACUAGUUUGGAAGUCACACUUGGAUUGUGAGGGCAUUCUUCCCCAUAACAAACCUUUUUAGCCCAAGUGUUACAUUUGAUCGUUUGUUAUGCUGCUGACAUUCCUGAGUUCUGCAGAUACCUUUGCUAAUGCUCUAAUAUUCUCCCUUUGCUCUUACCCAAACUGCAUAACCCAGAGUUUCUUUCUAAAUAAGAUGGAAGCUAUGAUUCAGCAAUAUCCAGAUGGUCUGCAGGUUGCUCACCCCUGCUCUAGGCUGCCAGAUGCAACUCCCUACCCUGGGGCCACCAGCACAAGAUGGAGAACUUGGCACUGAAGUGUCAGCCAAGAGAACUGAAACCCUGAUGUGACCAUCAAUCUCUCAUGUCUUUUAAAUGCUCAGCAAGAGCUGUUUUUCAGCGUUUAGGGCAUGGGUAGGCAAACUAAGGCCCGGGGGCAAACUAAGGCCCAAUUGCCUUCUGAAUCCGGCCCGCGGAUGGUCCGGGAAUCAGCAUGUUUUUACAUGAGUAGAAUGCGUCCUUUUAUUUAAAAUGCAUCUCUAGGUUAUUUGUGGGGCAUAGGAAUUCGUUCAUUUUCCCCCUUCAAAAUAUAGCCUGCCCCACCACAAGGUCUGAGGGACAGUGGACCAGCCCGCUGCUGAAAAAGUUUGCUGACCCCUGGUGUAGGGUUAAGCUAAUAAUGGAUGCUUAUAUAUUAUUAUUAUUUUAUAGAAAGCACUACUGAUGAAUUUUCUGCAUUUCAGAUUUGGAUUCUGUUUGAAAGAAUUUCUACGUGCCUCAAGCCCUCUUUGAAGUACUAGCAACCUCCAUUAAAAAUCUUAUUUAACACAAAGAAAACCCGUACUUUAAUAUUUGCUGAGAGUGCAGUUGAAAUUUCCAAUAGUUAUUAAUCAUGGUGUGUGUUUUGUUGUUUUUUAAAAAAAAUAUAUAACAGUAGCCUUUGAGCAUGUACACUGUGCUCACUUUGUCUUCAAGGUGUCUUUGCAAUACUAAUUAAUCCUCACAUGCUUGAGAUUUUGUGCUGGCUAAGUGCCAAUCACCACCAAUCCCAAUAGGAUGCAUCUUCCAAAAGCUUGUUUGGAGAAGAAAAGGCAGCAUUCUGUGUGCAGAGCUGCGUCUGAAGUGAAGACUGUACUGGUGGCUGAAAGCUUAUCUAAAAAGCACCAUUAUUUGCACCAUCCUUAUGGAGAGAACUUGUAUUCUGUGGCAGAUUCACUAGGUGGUGCUCAACUUCGUUGUUUUUUAGACCGCUCUGCUUUGUUCUGUAUUAAGUAUGCUGAAAUUGGACAUUUUCAUCAGAAUGCUUAAGAAGAUCAGGAGCAACCUUUGAAACUUGAAAACGCAAUACUGAAUGGAUGAAUAAAAUCCAGCAAGGCACUCAUUAUCAUAAAUACGCCAUUUUUAAAAUUAUGAAUGGGAAAAGAAAGUCCAGAAUUUGUACUUAAAUGAAGAGGUGAAGCCAACAAGCUAAAUUAACAUUUGGGAGACUUGUAUACCUGAAGGAGCGUCUCCACCCCCAUCGUUCAGCCCGGACACUGAGAUCCAGCAUCAAGGGCCUUCUGGUGGUUCCCUCACUGUGAGAAGUGAGGUUACAGGGAACAAGGCAGAGGGCCUUCUGGGUGGUGGCGCCCUCCCUGUGGAACGCCCUCCCACCAGAUGUCAAAGAACAAUUACCAGACUUUUAGAAGACAUCUGAAGGCAGCCCUGUUUAGGGAAGCUUUUAAUGUUUGAUGUAUUACAGUAUUUUAAUAUUUUUUUGGAAGCCACCCAGAGUGGCUGCGGAAGCCCAGCCAGAUGGGCGGGGUAUAAAUAAUAAAUUAUUAUUAUUAUUAUUAUUAUUAUUAUUUAUACAACAGUGAUUUCCAAAGCACACAAGACAUCUGUGCACACUUCCAGUGAGGCACCUGUACACCCUUUGUAAGUAUUUCCAGGAGAAGUCAGUGUUAAAUGUUAAUAACAAGCUAGCCUCGGGGAACUGAAAGAAUUUGUAUAAUUUGUUCUAACAUUUUUACAAGUCCCUACGUAAUAUGCAGGAGUUGCGUGCUUGUUUGAUGCAGGCAGGUAUUUAGGGAAGGCAAUAGUUUAAUAUAAAGGAAUCAGAAAUGAAUGUCACUUGUGUUUUCAUA